This is a messenger RNA of Podarcis lilfordi (Lilford's wall lizard), 55178 nucleotides long. Lineage: Eukaryota; Metazoa; Chordata; Lepidosauria; Squamata; Lacertidae. The record is from the annotation of a GenBank genome assembly.
GAGAGCACACACCUCCUCGCUGGCUUCACACGCUCCGACGCCUGGGCUCCCCGAGCCUGCCUGCCUUUUUGCUCCUCUCUUCCCCCCUCCUCUCAACUCUUUCUUGGAUUAUACAAGUCGCUCUCAAACAUGGGGAACAUGGCUUGCGUCCCCCAGGCACCUGGCAGGUUCCGAUACUCCUUCUCCAGGAAACCGUCGCUUCGGAAAGAGUGAGUACGCCGCAAUCUUUCCUUUUAAGUUUUCUGUGCUGCUGCUGCUGCUGCUGUCUGCGUGUUUUGUUCUCUUAAAAAGAAAGCCUCAUUGGGAAUAAAAUUCCCUUGCUGGGUCUCGCUUUCUCCAAGAAAAGUCAGGCACUGUGUGCAUGUCCGUUUCCUUGAGAUUUAUCAUGACAAGUGUUACAGUACCUCCACACUUCUCAUAUCGCACGCAAAGAAUUUGGUGGAGUUCUUGGAAUAAAGGACGGUGUCUGGUGUGUGUCUGUGUGUGUGGAGAGACAACAGUUCCUUUAUUUUAAAUGGGUGUGUGUGUUUUUUUUGUUUCCUUUGGAGUAGCACCCCUGACAGGUUCAGUUUAAUUGAAUUGUUUUAAAAAUUAUAUCCCACUUGAGAAUUAAAAGAUUCGAGUUAGAUUGCAAAAGGUUAAUGUGCUGGGCAGUCCUAUGCAGAAUAAUUCAUAAUAACACAGAGCAUAAAUUUAAAGCAACCCCCCCCCCAGUAAUUUACCUUUCACAGAACUACAUUUUCCAGCACUGUUAAACUACAGUUCCCAGGAUUCUUCAGGGAGGACAAUCAGCUUUAAAUACAUGGUGUGUACGCAAUCUUUGCUCUCCAGUAAGUGUGUUUUUGUCUAGUUAAAAUAACAAUAGCCAUUUAACAGAAGUUUAAGAUACAAUCUCUAGGAAGACGAGCAUUUCAAAUGAACUUUUAAUUCAAAGUCUCACUCGAUAAAACUUUCCCUCGCUUAUAGGCAGUGUUAGAAAGUUAUCCCUUUCCUCAGGACUCACUUAGGAAUUAUAAUCCUAAAUAUUUACUGCUAUUUUGGGGGCGUAUUUCUAUGUUCGAAACAGGGUGAGCCCCCAAACUGGCAAAUGGCGUGUAAUCAAGGGAACUAAUAAAAGUUUUGAACAAGACAAGGGUGUUUAAUUUUUUAUAUAUCUUUUACUUCACUACAUAAUUGAAAUCGGUUUCAGAAUUCCAGUGAAAUAGUAACUUGCUUCACCAUAGUUUCCCUACAUGGAUAGCACUGCAUGUAGAUUGUGGCACACAACUGAUUUCACUGUGUGCUAUGUACAGUGUACCCAGUGAAAUUAGAGCCUUGUGGCACAUUUAAUGGCUCGCAAAUUUAUAGUAGUGUGAGAUGUUGUGGACUACAGCCCACAUCAUCAAGUGAAGUGGGCAUGAAUUCUGAGAACAUAUGCCCCAAUAAAUCUGUGAGUCUUCAAGGUGCCCAAGUCUUUGUGUCUGCUGUGGCUACCCCUCUAGAAGUUGUCCCAGCAAAAUGGACAACAUGCACAUUAUGCGAUCAUUGCUGAUAAGCCCUGUGUGCUAUUUCCUACACAGAACCACCCUCUGUGUAGGAAUGUCAUGCUAUUUGAAGUGUGGGCUUUACGUGGAUUAGUCUAUCUGAACACCAGAACCUCCUGUUGUAGGCUUUCUGCUCCUGUUCUACCUUCGAUACCGAUCGAGUUUGAAAACUUCAUGGCAGCAGAAGGGCUUCACAACAGCACUUUAAAAAGGGAGAUUUCAUAAUGCGUUCACAAAACUAGCUCAGCUUUGCAAUGGAAAGGACAACAAAAAAGGGAUGUGGUUGAGCCCCCUGCCAUUCUCAUGGUUUUCCCACCUCACAGUUCCCACCAGACAAAAUCUAGCCUUACACAGAACCAGCACAGUAAAACUAAGUGACUGUUUGUAUAUGUGGAGGAGGAAUGGGAAACUAGGCCAAAUUCCUUGGUGCCAACAUGGUUGGAAUUACAAUCCAGGGAUAAUGUGCCUUUUUCGGAUUUUUAAGUGCCCAAAUGACCAGGCACCUGGGCUUUCUUUCUUUAGGUGUCUAUGUGGGUGUAAACAUACAGGCAGGAACCCUGAAACUGAUGCUGGUAAUUGUGUAAAGGACUGUGGCUCCGUGGUGGAGCAUCUAUUUUGUGCUAGUUUCAAUCCCCAACAUCUCUAGGUAGGACAGGGAAUAUCCCUCCUGAAACCCUGGUGAGCCACUGACGGUCAGUGCAGACGAUACUGAGCUAGAUGGAUCAAGGGUCUUAGUAUAAGGCAACUUCCUAUACACAAAAUCCAGACUUAAACAUGUUACUGAUUGCACGAAAAAUCAGGGGAUUUGUGGGCAAAUGCAAAAUCACAUUGCAUGUUGAAAAUGCUGUGUGUCCAGGCAGUGUCCCCAAUGCCCUUCAAGCCAUUUGGGUGGAAAAUGCCAAUAUGAUUGCACAUUGUAUCCACUUGACGUUGUUAGGUUUUGGUGGCGCCGAGAUGAGUGGUUGUGAAUUAGUGGAGCAACACACUUCCCUCUUCCCUCUCCAGAAGAGAAUUAAAGCAUCAUCAACAAAAGAGUUCAUAGACUUCCGUAGAAUUCAUAGAACUCUUUUGUUGAUGUGGCUUUAAUUCCCUUCUGGAGAGGGAAGAGGGAAGUGCAUGAUGGGAUAUCACAGGAAGUAAGAGCACUUCAUGGGCAUCCCUGGCAAGAGGUGUGACAUUGCAAACCACAAGUUCUGACACAUCAAAGAAAACUAACACAUACUGCAAAAUGGAACAAAUGGAACAUAUGCUAAGGUGGUUUUGUAUUUGUAACCAUAUUUUGGGGCAUCAGUGUCUGCCCUUAAGAUCAAUAGGCCUCAUUUCCAAUCACUUGAGUUUCUUUUUCUUUCUAAAAUUUCUGUCUGCUUCUUUGCUUUACCAAGAGAUGUUUGGGGAUGGGGGCUUUGCAAAAAUUCAAGGUUAGCAACAGAUGCUGGGCCUGUCUGUUUUGUUUAGGGUUGCAAGUAACGCUACUCAGGUUAGCUGAUCAGUGCUACCAGACGGUAUGUGAAGACAAGGGGUCCCCAGCUGAAUAUUUUUUGGGUGUGUGUGGAGGUUUGCAACCUGUGGCACUCAAGUGAAAGUACAGUAGUAAUAUGGAGAGCAAAUGGAUGGUUUGAAUGUUCUUUACAGGACAGAAUUCUCUAAUAGAAUACACUUCAAGUAUAGGGAAUGGCACAAAAUUUACAUGCACACACCGUGGUGUGACUGCAAGAGAUGCAUUGAAUGGUGCAUUAACAACCUAUGGAACUCACUGCCUCAGGAUGCUGCAGUUGACACUAGGUUGAAAAGCUUUAAAAAGAUAUUGACAAAUGAAUGGAGCAGGAUAGGUCAAUUGACAGCUAUUGCUCACAUUAGUGAAAUAAUAUCUGUGUACACAAACACUCACACAUGGGGUUUGCAGUAGUCUUUGGGGUUUUUUUCAAUUAAAAAUAUAUAUGUUGGGGGAGUGGCAACUGUCUUUCCACAUCACAUAUUUCACUGGAAUUUGUUGCUACGAGAGUAGUGAUAGCCACCAACUUGGAUGAGGAUUAGAUAACUUCAUGGAGGAUAACGCUCUCAGGGCUACUAGCCACAAUGGCUAUGUUGCCUCUAGUACUAGAGAUGGCAUAUUGCUGGGGAAGAAGGGUGGAAGGUCACAGGGCGGAUUACAGCAUAAAAAUACUAAAUUGAAAAACUAAAUACAUAACAUAAUAAUAAAUAAUAAUAAGCAAAAAACCAAUAACCCCGCCUCCUACAAACACGUUUAAAAGGCCAUAGAUGGUUUAAUUAGCCAAUGGCCUGGUUAUAGAGAAACGUUUUUGCCUGGCAUCUAAAGAUAUGUAAUGAAGGCGCCAGGCGAGCCUUCCUGGGGAGAGCACUCCACAAGUGGGGAGCCACCACAGAAAAGGCCCAUUCCUGUGGUGCCGCUCUCUGGACCUUUCAAGGAGGAGGCACACUGAGAAGGGCUUCAGAUGAUGAUCUCAGGGUCUGGGUUGGUUCAUGGGGGGGGUAGUCCUUGAGGUUUUGUGGUCCUGAGCCGCUCAAGGCCUUAUAAGUCAAAACCAGUACAGUACAUUGAAUUGGGGGGGCCUCCAGAAGUUGCCGGUCUCCAACUCCCAUCAGCCCCAGCCAGCAUGGCCAUUGGUUAGGGAAGAUGGGAGUUGUAGUCCAACAACAUCUGGAGUUCAGCAGUUUCCUCACCCCUGGUUUAAAUAUGCUGAGUGGCAAGCAAUCAGUGUUAAGUGAUCUGGAGUCUGUACCCAUAAGAUGUGUCUGGCUGCAUACGUGUGUGUGUGUUUGUGUGUGUGUGUGUGUGUGUGUGUGUGUGUGUGUGUGUUUAAGAAUACAAUCUCCUGUUUGCAAAUGAGGAAUGCAACAGCCCCUUACAGAGAAGCAUUUGCUUCUACUGUGUGGAGUAGCAUGAAGGAUGCAUGUGAAUAAAACAAGAACAACAAAACAAAAAACACCAAUCAUCAUGCAGCAAAAAUGUUGUAAUUUGCUUUCAAGAGCCGAAACUAUGUUGACUGAGAGUGAUGGUGGGUGGGGAAAGGGGAAUACCUCCAUGACAUCAGCUGGCACCUGGGCACCAACAAUGCCUUUUAAUGGGGUCUGAGUCACUGCUGGUGUCACCUUGAAGGGAGAAUCAGGGAUAGCAGGAAUCGUUAUUUAAAUGGUGCAAUAAGACUGUUGGUUUUAGCCAGGGGGAAUGCUAUGUGGAGCCCUAAUCAGGGAGCAAAAAUGACUUAGGAUUGUUUCUAAAGCUAUGCCUUUACUCAGAGUAGUCCUGCUGAAGUUAGUGAAUAUGACUAAGGCCGUGAACACACUGGGCAGAACCACGAUACUUUCGAAGCACACCCAUUUCAAGUACACGACAGUCACCCCUCAAACCCUGAUAACUGUAAUUUCCUCCUAACAGAACUACAAUUCCCCACACCCAUAACAAACUACGGUUCCCAGGAUUCCUUUAAGAAAACUAUGUGCACUGACCUUUAUGGUGGCUAACACCAUAUGUACACUACUUCCCAAAUCAGUGGUAGCAGCACACUGGAAGUAAUUGGAGUGUGGAGGUCAAUUAAUUUCAAUGGGUCUGCUCUGUGUAAGACAUGGUUGGUUACAACCUUUAGGGCUGCACUGAUUUGCUUGUUGGUGUAGUGUGUGGGAGAGAAAUCACUUUUACUGAUUUAGCUAUCGUAGGUAACUUUUACGAACCAGUGCUGUUGUGCUCAGAUCCUGCUUUUGGACUUCCCAUAGGCAUCUGGUUGGCCUCUGUGAGAACAGGAUGCUGGACUAGAUAGGCCUCUUGCCUGAUGCAGCAGAUUCUUAUUUGUUUUUGGGUACUGUAUCCAUGUGUGGGUGUGGGUGUUUUCACCCUGCAGCAAUAGUUGCAACAGUGGCCUUGAGAAAGAGAUUCUGAGGCAGAACAUGGGGCCUGUUUCAAUCCCCAUCAUCUCCAGGUAAGGCUGGGGGGGAAAUGUCUGAAAACCCUGGAGAGCUGCUGCCACUUAGUGUAGACGAUAUUGAGCUUCCAUACUACUUACGUUAAAGUUGCAUCAUCUUCAAACUCAUGUGUUCUGAGAGAGCGUGCAUGCCUCAUCUUUCUUUUAGAGAACUGUGAAGAAGAAAAAGGAUUACCUUAACACUCUCCUUGGGAAAGACAGAAUCCUUUGACCAUCCAUGAUGAGGAAUGAGACCGAACGAAGCAUUCCUUUGUGGAAGGACAAAUGAAACAAAGCCCCCCCCCCCAAAAAAAAAACCCAAGGAGAAAUUCACUAAGCCUAAAUGUUAUUGAUGGCCAGCUGUUCAUUAGGUCCGGACACUUAAAAGCCUUGUGAUAAAAGUUGCUAAUUCCACCCUGAUGCGUUGCUGAUUUGAUUUGUUUGCUUGCUUUGAUCUCGCCUGACUCUUUUUUUUUUUUUUAAUUGCUUUUCAGACAAGAGAGCAAAAAAAAGCUAGCCAGCCUUUUUGGUUUUGAACCAGGACAAGAGAGGGAUGUUACCUCAGACAAGAUACUCCAAUAUAUUCCUGGCCAGGUAAGUGCUCUGAGAUCUAUAGUGAUCUUAAUUUGAAUAAUGGUGGUGACAUUUCUGCUAUCCAAUGUUUUGUGUGUCUUCAGGCCCUCUUUUAAUCUUGGACAUCCUGAGAUGACAUAAGUGACUAUUGUAUUCCGUUUACAAACGAGAAACCGAGGUUGUGAUAGGGACUUGAGCAAGGCCACUCACUGAGUUUGUGGCUGAGGAGAUGCAAUUUGUAAGCACAAAUCCUCAACCCGCAAAUAAAAUUGCUUUUGCGCGCUCUAACGCGGUCUGGUUUAAACUAGUUAAGCCAGCCUGGUUUAAACAGAUUUUCAUGCUGUGCCCCAAUGAGUUUUUGGAAAUGGAAGGAUUGGCAUGCCUGUUAUAGGGAGAGUUAACAGCUUUGUCAAACUACAGUUCCCAGAGGUCUUAAGGAGGAAAGCCACAGCUGACUUUUAGGAAAUCUAAAAACAUCAUCAUCAUCAUCACCUUUAUUUUAAUUAUCAGGGUUCUUCUAUGGAUGACAGUCUUUAGAAUUGUUUCACUGUGAAAGUCGCAGCAUGACUUCUGGCCAACCAGUGGGUCUGCUAUUGUCAUCAUGACGCACAAGAGCUUUUAAUUACCCAUGAUUAAAAAAUAAAACAAAUUAGCCAGCCCACAGUCAAUAUUUCCCUGCCCUGAGACUUUUUAAACAAGAAUUCAGAAUGGGGAUCAGGGCUGUAUAUAUACCUUGACACAUUUAAAGCAAACUCCCCCUCACCCAGACAAAAGAAUCCUGGGAACCAUAGUUUACCUUCACAAAGUUACAAUUCCCAGCACCUUUAACAAACUGCAGUUCCUAGUAUCUGAGGGUGUGCUUUAAAUGUGUAAAGGUGUGUGUGCAGCCCAGAUCCCUUCUCCAUUGAGGAAUGUUUGCUUGUUCUCAUGCUGUAUUUCCCUGGGUGGAGAUGGUGACAGAGCCCUGUCACCAACCUGUAUAUCUGGAGUUAUGACUACAAAAAGGUGGGGAGGAAGGGAUUGUGCUGCUCUCCCUGUUCUUUUGAGAAAGCAGGAAGCUAGUUGAUGGAUUAGGCUGAUUCAUCCUUCCCAGGGUGCAAAAGUUGGUAAUUCUGUAACGCACACAGAUGGCUCCACAUGAAACGUACCUAGGGUCCCUUGUGCCCUUGGCCAAGGAGCUGUAUCAGCGGCAGUGCCCCAACCCCCCAAAAAAUCACUUUACUGCAAUGGCCAAGAAUCCAAGGCAGACUCAGAGAGGGCUUCUGGAAAUGUUGGAUCAAACCCACAAGUAGAUUUUACUGCCACCUUUUCCCUCACCCUCGGAUUUGUGCCGGGAGCAGUUUUGUUUGUCCUCCCUUAAUGUUCUCUUUCCACCUUGACUGUAAAUGCUGCACUUGCAAAAAUAUUACCAAUGUCUGUUUUGUUAGGGGAAACAUUGAGCUAGGCCUUGUAGGAUGCACACAAGAGACAACCACUCCAUGCAGUUAGAGCACAUUCAAAGAACAUGGCUUCCUCCCCACAGAAUCAUGGGUGAUGUAUUUUAUUAAGGGUGAUGGGAACUGUAGUUCUGUGAGAGAUGAACUUCGGUUCCCAGCAUUCUUUGGGGGAAAUCAUGCACUUGAAACAUGUGAUGUGGAUGUUAAUCUACUAGGUGAACUACUUUUCCUACACGCAUGAGGCAGAUGUGUCCAGCCUCCUCUCCUGCCCCACUGAAGUGCUUUUUUCUGUGACACGGUGACGCUGCCAUCACAAUGAAAUAGCCUUUUGCCUGGAGUCUUUAAUUUCCAUGUUUUGUAGGCCAUAGUCAACGUCUUCAAAGGGGUGAGACCCACCCCAAGCUAAGAGAUGGCUUGAGCUGAAAGCCCCAUCAAUUUGCUGUGUGGGGAUAUGCUUACAUGUUUGGAAAGGAGUAGAAUUUAUAUGCAGUAAUUAGCAUCUAUAGUGCUUUAGAGAGUUUAAAGAGCUUUACAUACUAUAGAUUGCUCAGGAAUUCCACAACAACAUUCUAAAUGAGGUGCCUGUACUCUGCCUAUAAUGCAAAUGGAAGUGGGGCUCGAGGUGGACAUUUAUUUAUUGCAUUUAUAUCCCAUCUUUCCUCCAAGGAGCUCAAGGUGGUAUAGAUGGUUCUGCCUCUCUUUCAUUUUAUCCUCACAGUGACUCUGUGAGGUAAGUUAGGCUUAGAAACAACUACAGGCCCAGGGAGUUUCAUGACUGGGAUUUGAACUGUGGUCUCCCGGGUCCUGAUUGAACACUCCCAACUACUGUACCACACUGGCUCUCAAAAUGAGUGAGAGACCCUGUUGGCAUAUUAUACCCGUGUUCCAAGAUCUCCACUGGUUGCCAAUUUGUUACCGGGCCAAAUUCAAUGUGCUGCUCUUGAAAUAUUUAUGUUUGUUUUAUUUAUUUAUUAAAUUUGUACGCCACCUUUCAUCCAUAGAUCUCUGAGUGGUUUGUGACAUUAAAAAUACAAGAUAAAAGCACAAAAUAUAUAAUAAAAAAGGGGGGAAGGGAGGAAAACCCACAAACCAAUAACCCACCUCCCCUCAACACUUCAGGAACAGUUUUACUUGAAGGCUUGCCUUAUUCCAUGGGUGCCUGCUUGCACAGCCACAAAUGCUGUAUAAUGUUACAGGGUAUAUAACAUUAUACAGCAUGGGGGGGGUGCACCUAGUCUGUGGUGCUCCUUGCCCAUUAACAUACCGUACUGUGUUUGACGCCUGCUAAAAACGUUUAGGCAAACCUACCCAGAUAUGUACAUUUUCUGUUUUGAAAUUGGUUGGCUUUAUUUAUAUUUUGACCAUGUUAAUAUGUCUACUUGUUUUGACAUUUUAUCUAUAUUUUCUUAUGGAUAUUUUAUAUUGUUUUAUGCAAACUGCUUAGAGGGUUUAUUAUUAUUAUUAUUAAGCAAUAUAUACAUCUUAUUAAAUAAAAAUAAAUAAGUGUGCAUUGAAUAGGAACUUCAGUCUUUUAAAUACUGUUAUGAGAUCUUUAAGGAUUCUGCCUUGCAUCCUUUAACCUUAAUCUGUAGAGUGUUGCGGCUGGUUGUUGUUACAUGCGCAUGCAUGCACGCAUAAACACACAUGUGCACACUGUUAAGAACAUAAGACCCUCCUGGAUUAUGCCAAUGGCCCAUCUAGUCCAGCAUCCUAUUCUCACAGUGGCCAGCCAGAUGCUUAUUGCCCAGAGUAGGGUGGUAAUUUAUAUUGAAUAACUCACAUGGAGUAUCAUGAUGGGUCAAAUGGUGUGUUUACAUCAGGCAUAGGCAAACUCAGUCCUCCAGAUGUUUUGGGACUACAACUCCCAUUAUCCCUAGCUAACAGGACCAGUGGUCAGGGAUGAUGGGAGUUGUAGUCCCAAAACAUCUGGAGAGCCGAGUUUGCCUAUGCCUGGUUUACAUUGCCUAUAGCUGCAAUCUUCUGUGCAUUUACCCUGUAAAGGCUCAUUCAGGCAUCCUUUUUAUUCUGUGUUUAUGAUGAUUUGUGCUCACGAGGCUAUUGGGGCAGUCCUACACUAUCCCACAUUAAAUACUGCUUCUGUCUGUAAAAGGUUUGGGGGCAGGCAUAGUGCUUCAUUUCCACUCCUGUACCUUUCUGCUGAAAUCCUGUAACUUUUAACUCCACAAAUGUUCUGUAUGAGUUUUCAUCACACUUCUGUUGCACUAUAGCCCCUCUAGACAGCAAUAAUGUUGUAGUGUUGCAGAACAACUGAUAAAUUGGGAUAAAUACACCACUGACACAUUGCAGAAUUCACCCGCAAUAAAAUAUCAGUCUGGAGUUGCCCCAAGGCCCUCGAAAAUAGUGGAACUUGCUUCUGGAGAAAAAUCGAUACGAUUGUGCUGUAAUGGAGGAGUUAAUGUUGGUGCUCAUGUCAACUCUAUCAUGCCACACAUUAGCUACAGCAGUUGUAGUAAACCUGCAACUCCACCAGUAACAAACAAUUGCGUAUAUGAGGGUUAUAUAUACUAUCAGUGAGAUUGUGAAAGGAUGACAGGGUCCUUAAUACCAGGUGAUAUUGUGUGUGCCUGAGGCAGAGAAAAGAUAGAGUGAAUUACCUUUGGCAAAGGCGGAAAUUCGGGCCCAUAGCAGUUGGGGCCUUGACCGAUGUCAACCACUUCCUGUCUUGCUGCAUUUCCCAAGCACAGUGGCACAUGCCCUGGGGCAAAAACAACAUUGACUCUGUGAGGAAGGAAGAGAAGUUUAGAUAACAAAUAUUAUCUCCACCACACUUUUUUUUAAUAUGUCUUCAAGGAGACGCUUAAUUCAGAGCCGCCCCCCCUUGUGACGCAAUAGCCUGUCCAAAGUUGACAUGGUGGCCAUCCGUGGUGAUUAAAGUAUAAGUCACUGGAUUCUCCGUUCUAGCUAAGGUCUGAGGGAGUUUAAUUUUUAACUAGCCUCACCUAUAGCUGAGGCGGAGCAAAGCGAGACAUGUCGGUGCGUGUCUUGCUUGAUCAACCUCCAGCUAGGAACUGGGCUUCAAAAUCCUCUCUCUCUCUUUCUCUUGUGAGGUGCUGAGAGAAACCCAAAAUGAUCAAAACCUCCGCUUGGAGCAGUGGGGGGGGGGCAUGAAUGAGUGUCUGUGAGAAAUACAAACAGCCCAGAGGGGUGGAAAUACUGCUGAGUGAUGAUAAAGGGAGUGAAAAAACCCCAAACUCUGGUUUCUUCCUAUUUAGGCCACCAGCCAAAUGUCUUCUGCCUGAAGGCCCUUGAUAAUAUUCCAUUAGUGUGUGUAGGAGGUUAGUGCUUUGUACAUUUUUGGUACGGUGAGCAGGUUCUGCAUGCAUUGUAUCCAGUGCUAGUCCUAUUCAGAAGUGAAACCACUGAAAUGAAUUUCAAUAGGUCUACUCUGAGUAGGACUUUAGGCCCCAUCUGUGCCAUACACAUGUGCCCACUCAACCACUUCAGUUGUCUAUAGGUGCCACAUACGGUAAUACCCAUUUUGCAUUUGUAAGAACUUGAUUGUUUAGUCAAUCAAGCAGCAGCACAUGGGCAUAGCCAGGGGAGGAUGUUGCAGCUCCCCCCCCCCCCGAAUCAGUAAAAAUCAAUAAAAAUACAUAGCUAACUGAGGUUCUGCCCCCCCCCCCAAAAUCUUGGCUAUGCCCUACACUUUGGAACUCCCUGCUUAUUGAGAUCAAACGGGCGUCUCCACUGUACUCUUUUUGGCACCUGCUGCAAACAUUCCUGUUUCGAUGAGCCCGCCCAAAUGCUUAGAAGGUUGAGGUAAUUUUAAUCUGUUUUAGCGUUUUAACUUUUGCACUUUAAAAAGUAUGCCUGUGGUUUCCCCCCCCCAUUGUUUUUAUUGUUUUAUUACUUCGAAAACAGCUUUGAGGGGUUUUUUUUUACACUCAAGCGGUGCAUACAUGAAAUAAAUUUUUAAAAAGAUUUUAACUGCUCUUAUACCGCUUAAAGUAAUUAUGUCUUCCCCAAGAACCAUAGUGUGCUGAGAGUUGUGAGGAGACCGCCUGUUUCCCUCACAGAGCUACAAUUCCCAGAGUUCCAUGGGAAGAGGGAUCAAUUGUUAAGCCACUCUGGGAACUGUAGUUCUGUGAGGGCAAUGGGGGGUUUCCUCACAACUCUCAGUGUCCUUAACAGUUCCCAGGCUUCUUGGACGGAAGGGCAAUGCCUGUUUAAAGAGUUAUGGGGCCUUAGUCGGGUACAACCUAUUAGUAGAAGAAUUCUGGAAGAUUCAGCACAGACAGAAGUGCUUCUUCACACAGCAUGUAGUUAAAUAAUGGAACUACAGUGGUACCUCGGGUUAAGUACUUAAUUCGUUCCGGAGGUCUGUACUUAACCUGAAACUGUUCUUAACCUGAAGCACCACUUUAGCUAAUGGGGCCUCCCGCUGCUGUCGCGCCGCCAGAGCACGAUUUCUGUUCUCAUCCUGAAGCAAAGUUCUUAACCUGAAGCACUAUUUCUGGUCUGUAACCUGAAGCGUAUGUAACCUGAGGUACCACUGUACCGGUAUAUACCCUGCGAUAAGGCAGGAGUGGCCAGUCUGUGACCCUCCAGAUGGGCAGCAUAUAAUAAUAAUAUUUUUUUUGCUGGAGUAUGCCUUCCAUCGGCCCUAACCAUUGGCGCUGCUGGCUGAGGCUGAUGGGAGUUUUGCAGCCCAACAACACCUGGAGGGCCACACAGGUUCCCCAUCCCUGCCUUCACACAUUAACAUUAAGAGCUUGAGGUUAUUCAUCUGUUUCCCACAUACCUUUGGCGUCCAUUUGCUAUUGUCUUUCUUUACCCCCUGCUUGGGUUAUUCUGAUAAGUGAUGGAGCAGGAAAUGACCUCAGAUUUCCACUGAUGGUGUUAUGAUUCACCAGUUAAGACACUACCUAGUGUGAAGGUGCCUCUGUGUGUGUGUGAAUAAUAUAUUGCUGCGAUCAAUUUGCAUUAGGCAAAUUGAGAUAAAUUAUCUCAACUGAUAUUGGAAUUUCCCCCCUCUUUCCUCUGUUUAUUUACCCAUUUGUGAUGCAAACUGCUAGAAGUAGUGCUAUUAUGAGAAGAUUUCCAGAGGGUUAACUGCGUAAGUGUCCUGCAGUGAAAACAAUCAAGAGUAUCGUGGCACCUUUUAACAAAGGUAUUGUGGCAUAAGCUUUUGUGGUCUGAGCAUCUAACAAAACUGUUUGAAUGCACAAAAGUACGUGUUUUAAUAUAUUUAUGAAGUCUCUUUAAGGUGCCAUAAGACUCCUUGGUGUUUUUACUGAUGUGAGGUUUCAGCUUGACUGGAAUUUUGUGAGAAUUCCAGAACCAUUUAUUAUUUCAUUUUUAAGAACACUUCACAUCUCUCACUUUUGUAUUUUUUGUAUAUAUUGUAAGCUGCCUUGAGAACUUUCCAGUUGGUAAAGAUAGAUAGGCAGCAUUUCAAGCACUUGACUUCCCUAAAGAAUCCUGGGAAUUGUAGUUUGUUAAGGGUACUGGAAACAGUAGUUCUGGGCAGGCGGGUAAAUUAGUUUCCAGUAUUUUCUGGGGGGAUGCCAUGUGCUUUUAAUGUAUUGUGUGGAUCUGAUCUGACCUGAUGAUGGGUACAUCUAGCUCUGACUGGCAACAGUUGUCUGGGAUACUCGACUGGGUGCCUUCUCAGCCGUAACUGGGUACACUGGGGAUUGAGCCUGAGACAUUCAAAUAUUUUAAACAAAUGUCAUUUUUUAUCUCCCCUAAUAGUAUAUCUUGGACUGAUUGUGAGGGGAGGGCCCUGCCACCCUUGAUUCUUGAGUAUGUCAGUGAUACUAAGCCACUUACUUGCCUAUAGUAUUCACAGUUCUUUUUGCCUGUUGAAUCAUUGAAAAACAAAAAUGAGCCUUUCAGGGGAUGAAGGAUUUGUACUGUGAAACUAGACGCAGAAACGACGUGCAGAACCGGCUGACAAAGCAAAAGAUAUUUCUGGAAUGAAUCACAAUUAUUUCAUCAUCCCAUGUGAACAAGAUUGUAUAGUAUCUGUGCAAUUUGCCCAGUACAAUUAUUCUACACCUCAGGAGUUCUUGAACAAAGGAGACAUUAAAGGGCAAAGGCCAGCCCAUUGCGGGAAUAAUUCCUGACACCCCUACAUUUUCAUUGGCACACUAUUCUUGCCAUUGCCUGCUUAAAUGUGGCAACGGAGCUUCUAGGAUGCACCAAUCCAGGAACUUAAGUUUACAGACCCAUUCGCACCAACCACCCUUACUUGGAUUUCUGCUAUUCCAAUUGAGACAUAAUCUGAAGCUGCAAUCAGGUUUAGUGAGUUAGUAGGAUGUUGCUGGUAGUUUGCGUAAAGCGAGUGAGUUCCUAUUGGCUUGGAAAGCCUGGGAACGUGGGGGAAGAUGAAAAUCUGGGUUGCCACUUAAUGCCCAGAAGGGCGUCUAAUUAAAUUUGGGUGUGUGGCUGAUUGUAGUAACACACAAAAUAAGUAGCAUGCUGGGGUGUGUGGGAGCAGGUGGAAGGGGCCGUUUUAAAAUAUGAAUCCAAGUUAUUCUCUUGAAAGAGAGCGAGAUGUUUUCUCACUUCUUUUGCCAGCGCUGUAUAUGGUGCCUUCAGCAAAGUGCUGCCCUGCAGAUGUUUUGGACUCCAAAACAUCUAUAUCGCGAUAUGUCAGUUUAUACUGUAAUCCUAUAUACCCACUUAAGUGCUACAAAGCCCCAUUGAACUCAGUGGGGUUUUCUUUUGAGUAGACUUGCAUAGGAUUAUGUGUGAUUAAUUAUAAAAAGAUCCACCAACAGAGGAAGUUACUUGCUGUGUCUCUGUGUGAUUUACUGCAGUGGCCUUUUCUCCUCCUAAUCAGCUUUCACUGCGGAUAUGUGAUAACUGCUCUGUUUCGGGUGUGAUUGUGGUCAUUUGGUCACUCCUGACACAGCAGAAUUGUUUGCCUUCACAGGAGACCCUGCCAGAACCAUACAGAAGCCCAGUCGUUCAUACUGUUACACAAAUCUUUUCAGGUAUACGAGUGGAGACAUGUGCCUCCACAUAUAACCCAGAAUUGUGAAUUUAAUGAAGAAACACUGCGGUAUACUUUUGUGGCCACAUGUAUCUGAACCUCAGAGUAUACAUGAUGUUCUAAUUAUGGGUUCUGACCCUUUUGGACAGCUUUGUUCUUCUACAGCGGAGAAAGUGGAACACAUCAGCCUGUGACUGUGCUAAUGAAAGGUUACCCUUGAUAAUUAAGCACUAAGAAACUUUAGUUUAAAUGCUUCUGUCUGAGGCUUGCAUGUGCAAUAAAUUCCAUUCUUGGUCCUGCCUUUGCUCUUCCCUGAUCUCUGGGCCCACCGAGAGCCUAAAAUGAUAAGAUGGUUCUCAGUUGCUGUUGCUUUUGAAGUUACGUUUGUGCCUCCUCAGGCCACAGCUCUGAUAUGGUAGCAGGAACUUAUGUGCACCCCAGCAUUGUUUUGGCAUUUUUAAACAGGAAAAAAGUACAAAUGGUAUCACUUGGGAGAGUCCUGAAAAUCACAGCUGUAGAUCUGUAAUCAGCCCUCCUACACAUGACGAGUGAACAUCUGCAGCUUUGACACAGUGUGAAAAGCAGUAACUGAUAUAACUCUAGAACUUAGCAGACAUCCAAUGAAGCCGAAUGUUGAAAGUUUCAGGACAGGCAAAAGAAAGCACUUCUUUACGCAGUGUGUAGUUUAACUAUGGAAUUCACUGCCACAAGAAUAGUGAUGGACACCAAUUUGGGUGGCUUUAAAAGAGGAUAAUAUGUGCAUGCACCAUACAUUUAAAGCAUGCACACUCCUGUAAAGAAUCUUUGGAACUGUAGUUUACCACUCAAAAGCUAUAGUUCCCAGCACCCUUGACAAACUACAUUUCCUGGGAUUAUUUGAGUGGGAGGGGGACUGCUUUAAAUGCAUGGCAUGCAUGCAGCCUUGGACAAAUACACAGAGAACAAGGCUAUCUGUUGCCACUAGACACGAUGGCUGUGUUCUGCUUCUGCUUUCAGAGGCAAUAUGCUAGGACUCACAGUAUGCUAGGACUCGCAAGUGAAGAGUGUGUUGUUACACUCUGGUCCUGCAUCUGACUGGCCUCGUUGAGAACAGGUUGUGGGACUAGAUGGGCCACUGGCCUGAUUCAGCAGGCUGUUUCUUCAGGGCUCCUCUUAUGUUCUUAAUUUGGAUAAUCAGACAUACUAAUUAUAACCUUAAGGCUGGGGACAGUACAGCACAGGACAAUAGGAUGCCAGUGGUGGUUGCGCAAGUGGUGCAGAUUGCAGGGUGCUAUGCCUCUGUUUCAGUGUUGAACCAUGGAAAAUACUCGAAUGAAAAGCACAUCCUCGGUGACGAGGAGAUGGGCAUUACCAUAACUGUUCAUCUUUAGGAUGAGUGCACUGUGCGUGUGGCAGGAGAGCAUUCAGAGUGCAAAGACCCCUGGGGGAGAACGCAGCUCGUCUCUGCAGAGAGUGGGGAGCGCAUUGCAUUCUCCUCUGUGGAAUUUCAAGUCUGUGAGGGCUGAGCCCCUGAGAGGUCAAUAGAGGGUGAGUUUCGCUCUCACAGUGCAGAUCAGGAUGGAAUGUUAGAAGCUACAUUAGAUGUCCACCUUCUUCUCCCUCAGGUGGUUAACCUCUGUCUCAGCUCUACCGCUUCAGGUUGCUAGUGGGGGAUUUCCUUCACAAUAAUAAUUUCCCUGCACAUAGAAAAUGAGUCCUUGAAAGAAGGGUCCCAGUGCAAGAUUUUCUCUGACAUUCCAGGGUUUGCUGAAGUUUUCUGUAUCGAACAUCGUUCAGUCAUGGGAAGCCUGACCUCCAGUCUGUUACCUCAGUAAGAAUUAGGCAAUUCAUCUAGAUAAGGGAUGGAGAACCUCAUUCCCAGAGUUCAAAUGUAGCCUUCCUACCUUCUCUAUCCGUCCCUUGGAACUUUACCCAGGCUUUCCUUGGGUUGCAUCCCUCACUGGCCUUGCUUUGCACUCUCCCUGAGUGUUUUUGCCUGGCUGCAAUGCACCCUUGAACUCUGAUCAGGCAUCUUGCAUGCCUGGAAUGAGGAUAGAGAGGGUUGUGUGAGUAUGCAUGGGAACUGCACAAAGGUGAAAUUUGCAUUCAUUGCUCCACCUACUUUUGACUCUGACCCCUCCCACCACUUUCAAGUGGCCCCAAAAAGGUUGCCCCAGAGGGGAAUGUGGCUCUUAGUGUGAAAAGGGUUCCCCAUGCCUGUUAUAAAUAUGUCAGUUUAGCUGCUGUUCAGUGUAUUAGAAUCUCUUCUGUUGAGAUUCCUUGCAAUUCAGGGGGUUGGACUAGAUGACCCUCGGGGUGCCUUCCAACUCAACAAUUCUGUGAUUCUGGAUUUGCUCCUUCAUGUUUUUCUCCUGCCUUUCCUGGGAUAUCUGGAUAGCACCAUCCUCUGAGGUAACUUAGGGUGAGAGAGGGUGACUCACCUAAGCCGAAUGAGAGCUCAUCCACACUUCAUUUUGUGCCACAUUUCUAGACACAGGUCUGGGCUUUCCAGCUCUGUGUUUGAGCUUUUAUUUUUGUCCUGGCACUUCCCCCAGGAAAGGCCAUGUUUUACCUCUCAAUUGGAGCAAACAGCAAUCCACGGAAAACCAAUUGCCGUUUGCUCUGAUUUAGCAGUAAAAUGUGGUUUUCCCUGGAGAAAACGCCAGGACCAAAACAAAACAAAAAAUGCCUAGAAAGUGCAAAGCAAAGGUGAGUGUGGAUGAGCCUAGAGUGAACUUUGAGACUCAGCAAAGAUUUGAAGCUCGAUUUCCUACAACCAAACAGUUCCCCAAAAUUGCAGUUGGCAGCGGUUGCCCCAAUAUCUCUUUUAUCUGGGAAAACCUCCCUGCCAGUUGAGCCUUUGUGUUCACAACAGCUUUGUCCUGACUGGCUUGCAUUUCCCCCCCUUUUAUCUGUCUCAGAGUUGGCAGGUGAUCAAUAACCCAGCAGCAAAAUAUUUAAUCUCUUUCUCCUCACUUUAAUUGCCCCUCGGUGAAAUCGUUAAUUGUCACUUAGCAGUUCCCACCUCCAGAUACAUGCUCACUGAUGCCCUGUAGAUUCUAAUCUGUCCCCCACAGGACAGCUUGAACGAAAGGUAGCUAACUAACUCUAUCUCGCUCUGGUUAUAAGGGCAGAUAUUCCUGGAGAAGCAUUCAGUGUGAUUCCAAAGCUUGCAGUCCUUUCAGCAACAGAGGGCUGUUAUACAUUACUUCUAACGUUUAUAUUUUGAAUGGCUUUGGGGCAGCUGCCAGGCCUCAGUGUCUGACAAAGCCUACCGCUGAUGCUGUCCGAGCCUUUCUUCAAAUCCCGCCACUCUCACUGUUGACUGGUCACCAUUUUAAAUUUCCCACAAUCCCUUUCAUGAGCUUUAGGGCAUUUCAGGAUGUAUAAAAGGUAGUUGCCUGGUGCUGAUCAGAGGAGCCACAGUUCCAGUAACCACUACUAAGGAAGCCCAGUAGACCCUCAAGUAUGCAGCAGUCCUGACCCUGGCUCUUACUUCCAAGUAAAUAUGACCAGGAUUGCACUAUUUGUUUUUGCUUUGAGUUCUACCACCCACAGCAGUGGUAAAUGUAAAUUAUGAAUCAGUGGAAACUUGGUGUAGCAGAGAUGCAUAAGCUUCUGGUUUUCAUCUACUGUAUAUUUUGGAAAUACUGUAUAUCUUUGUUUGUUGUGCAUUUGGACACCUCUUAAGAUAUUGUAACCAGAUUUUGCAUUAUGGCUCCUGAGGUCAAGGAGCAGAUUUUCAUCUGUGUUUGGACACAGUUGGAUGACAUUAAAGUGCACCUCUGAACAUGUCCAGAUUCUCUUACCACUUAGUACAAGAAGCACCUCCCUGGCAGCUUGAGUGAGGAGCAAGGCCCUUGAAAUUAAGAGAUGCUUGCAGCCGCCUCUCUUCUAGUAACAUGUGAGCUGACCCUUAGAAAGCUUCCAAUUGUAUGAGGAGAAGCUCUGGCUCCACAUCUAGACGUGUUCAUUGUGGAUUUAUCUUGGUUUGCUUGCACAAAGUCUUCAGGGAGGUUAGACACAUUCAUUCCAAUUUGUUUGUGCAGAGGUUAGACAACACUACAUAAAGCAAAUGUUAUCCCACACCUCCUCAUCACUUUCCUCAUUGGGAGGGAUUGUAUCCAGCCUAAAAGCAAUAACUGUCUGGAAGCACUCAGUGAUGCUCAAAGGCCAGCAACCUUCAGCAUUGAUGGAAGUUGACCUAGUAGCAAAAGAUAACGUAUGCAUCUUGCAUUCUUGCUUGAGCUACCUUCCAUACCUUAGGAGGUCCUAAGGUAUAGAUAUGUUUUCUACCAUACCACCAAAUCCUGCAGCCCAAAGGGUGUUAUCUGUCCGUAGGCUUUGAGAUGUCUUGAUCCAAUUAGGUCCAGCUAAUGUCAGAGAAACCCAAGAUAAAAAGGGCUUGUGGGUAAUUAGCACCUUGUCACCAGUUAACUGGUUCCUCUCUAGCUGUUGACGGGUCUCUGAAGUGGCUGUUGCAGAGAGGUGAAGGCCCAUUCCUGAGAAGUGAGCUAACCAAAGCACCACCCAGGGCAAUGUUGGUCUGGCUAAUAACUGCUGAGCCUUCAUCUAUCAAGGGGGCUCAUGCAGCUGUCUCUGUUGGCACCAGUUAUUAGAAAGCAGGCAUAUAUGGAUUAGGACUGGCUAACUUCAGCGGAACCCUGCCCUGGCUGGAUUGUGCUAUCUGCCUGCCACUUGAUCCCACGCUCUCCUUCAGGCUGCAAAAGACUUUUUCCUUUUUGAAGCUAGGACUUUAGUUGGUUCUUUUACUUAGCUUCACUGCAUGCGUUUGACGGAGGGGAAGGGAGUACAGUGCUGAUGUUUUCUGACAAAGGAAGAAGGACGACAGCUGAAAGCUGUACAACAAGAGGCAUCUUUGUCCUUGGUCCUGGAUAAACAGGUUUUGCCGGCUCUUCAAAAACCUCCCCAACCUGUUUGAUCAGUCACCUGUGGGUCAAAAAUGAAUGUGUAUGUAUGCUGAAGAAAAGAAUGACUUAUUAAAAACCAUCCAUUUCCCCACAGGCCUCUUUUGGUUACUGGGAGAAGAGAAUGAUAGACUAAACGAGCCAUUGGCUUGACCCAGCAGGGCUUUUCUUGUGUUCCGCUUCUGUUCUUGGAAACAAAACAAAAAGCUGCUAAUUGAGUCUGCAUUUGCCCAAACAGUGGCCAUCAGCACUGAGUGUCUGUGCAAACAUUACUCAAGGAGGGAUUUAAAUUCUGAGUUGUUCGUAACCUUGGUAAAGCUCUAUCUGGACUGUACCAUGUUAGACUGGUGGGGCCCCCCAUGAUCAAAUGCCACACAUAGUCAGAGGUAAGAGUACCUGCUUUUUAUGCAAAAGGUCCCAGGUUCAGUCCUUGACAUCUUCAGGUAGGACUGGGAAUGUCCCCCGCUAGAAACGCUGGAGAGCUGCUGCCAGUCAGUGUAGAAUGUGUGAGCUAGAUGGACCAGCGGCCUGAUAACACAACUCCUUAAUGGUCAUCCACAUGAUACAAAUCCCAAUACGAAUCCCAAUAUAUUAGGGCAAUAUUCCUCCAGGAAUUUUAAAAGUUGCAUUGUUUUUAUAUAGGGCUGCUUCCAGGCUGUCUGUAGUUUGCGGGAGUGAUUGAGUCACAUACCAGAACUUCAGGUUUGCACAUUCAACGUGGAUUAAAGAGCUCUGGUGCUCUAGCACAACAAAUAAACUUUUAAAAAUUGCAACUCUUUUUGCUGUUUGAAAAGUGAUGGAGAAAUGCUUUGAAAAGAGUGGAUGAAUAACUAAUGGCAAGGCAUAUAAAUACCCAGCAAAUAAAUCAGGAUGAACAUGGGGUGAAUGCUGCUUGCCGUAUAACAUCCCUGUAGACAAAUCACCAGUAAGCACCAUAUGUACAUGUGUACACAUUACUGGCUUAAAGGGCAGCAAAAUCAUUGCCCCCUCAGUGUGUUUCACAUUGCAUUUGCAUGUUGUCAAAUGCAUCAGUGCAGUUGAAUGUUUUUCAAAGUCACCCAAUUUUUGCCCAUACCAGUGGGUGGAGAGAUGGUGUGGAUGUCUUCAUAUGGCUUCUGUUUUCAAAUUGGAUCAAGUAUGGUUGUGGGGGCAUGUAAAGAUUUAGCAUAUAAAGGCUAAUGGGCAUGUAAAGAUUUGUGUCCAGGUUGAGAAGGAAAAGCAAGAGCUGUACAAGCAGCUGAGUUCAAAGAAUUAGGAAGGGGGGGGUGUACUUGCAGCUCAGCUGCAGGACUUGACUUUCACCCAAGUCUGGUAACCUCUACUUUUGGGGCUCAAAUUAAGUUAGCACCUUCUUAAGCCACUUAGCUGGGUUAAUCACAAUGCUGGAUGUGGAGGAGAUUAGCCAUAGUUUGUUUUUAAGCCCCCUCAUUGACUCCUCUCCAGGGUUGUAAGCAGAGAGUCUGGGUUGCAGUAAUCAAACCUUAAAUCCUUGGCUGGCAUGGAGACUGUACAACAAACACACACCCCAGACCACUUGUCCUUUAGGAAAGGCAUCUGUGAUGAAUUUAGGGUUGCCAGCUUUUUGGUUUUGAGACUGUUACCUCUCCCUUGAUCUGAGCUGGCUCUUGGUUUUAGGGGGCUUGAGAAAAUUGGAACAUAGGAAGUUGCCUUAUUGGUCCAUCUAGCUCAAUGCUUCCCAGUCAGGGGCUAUAUGGCACUUGGGGGGGCCCAGGAUAUGCCAAGGGGGCCCCAGGUGAAAAUCACAUAAAUAGGGGGCCACAGCACAAGGCUAGGUGGCGUCAGAGGGAAGUGAGAAGGGGAAAGGGAAAAAGCAUUUUUUUUAAAAAUCCUGAUUGGCUGGCUAUGGGGGGGUGGGUCACCAGGGCCUAGUGCUCCUUUCUGCCAUGUGCAUUUUCUUGGAGCAGUUUGUUUCCAGCGGGAAACGGUGAUCGCUGAGGCUCCAGUUCUGACUGGUAGAGUCCGCGAUCCAGAACCCCCAGGUCAGGUAAGUGUAGUGGUAGGGUAGCAAUGGGUAGGGCUGGGUGAGCCAGAGCUGCUUGUUACUGCUGCCAGUGCUGGGCCCGUUGGCAGAGUCUGCCCGGCUCUGCAAGGCGUGGGGUGAAAUCCACCCCAGUACUCAGCCAAGUGGGUUUGUCUGGUGCUGCUGACUUGCAUCUAGUAAAUAGCUGUCUACUCAGAAGAAAGCAGCACUGAGGUCAGUGGGCCUUACUCCCAGGUAAGGGUGUGUGGGGCUAUAGUGUUUUAUCUAGGAAGCCAGGGCUCCUCCACAUGACAAUAUCUUUUCGCACCAGGUCGGUGAGGACCAUUUGCUUUUUAAAAUUCUCCCAGAGAUACAGAACUCCGUGUGUACCUUUUGGACUAUAUCUGGAGGUUUACUAUAUCUGUGUCAAAUAACUGGGGUCAAAUAAGUGUUGUUUAAUUUUUAUAAUACAUGGAAGAUGGAUCUCUCUCGCAAGGUUUUAGACUCUCCUUCCUUGGAGGUUUCUAAGCAGAGGUUGGAUGGCCAUCUGUCAUGGAUGCUUUAGCUGAGUUUCCUACAUUGCAGGAGGUUGUACUAGAAAGAUCACCCUUGGUGUCCCUUCUAGCUCCAUGAUUCUGUUUUUCUGCUUCAGCAAUAUUUCAUUAUGUUCCUAUCAUUUUAUGUAAUUAUAUUUUGUAUAAAUUAUAAAAAUUAUAAAUAAAACAUCUAUUUACAAACAGAACAUUUAAAUAGCUACCUUUCUACUGGUAGGACGGGGUUGCAUGGGUGUAGCCAGGAUUUUUGUUAGGGGGCAGAACCUCAGAUUUGUAUUGAUUUUUACUUAUGGGGGGGCAGCUUCUCCCCUGCCCCCAGGCUACGCCCAUGGGGGACCACAGGAAGGAAACAAGGUCGGAAGGGGGCCACGGUCAGGAAAAGGUUGGGGAACGGUGAUCUAGCUCACUAUGAUCUGCACUGACUGACAUCACAUGAAAGUAGCACCACGUGUGAAAUUCAGUACAGUGGAACCUUGGGUUGCGGACGUAAUCCGUGACGGAGGCACGUCCGCACCCUGCAGCAUUCGUAACCUGCAGCACUGCGUCUGCACAUGCGCGUGACGCGAUUUGGUGUUUCUGCGCAUGCGUGAAGCAUGAUUUAGCAUUUCUGCACAUGCAUGACUGGAGAAACCCAGACGUAACCCUUUCAGGUACUUCUGGGUUCCCCGCGGUCCGCAACCUGAAAACACGUAACCUGAAGCGUUUGUAACCCGAGGUGCCACUGUAAUUGCAGUUCAGCAGGCAACACAUUAAUGAAUGGAGUCCAGUGGUGUUUGGCUUUUAGACUCCUAACUGAAGGCCACAUUCACACCACUUUAAGCAGUCAUGGCUUCCCUCAAAGAAUCCUUGUCAAGGGUACUGAGAGUUGCUGGGGGGGUUGCCGUUCCCGUCCCAAAGCUACAAUUCCCAGAGUGGUUUAACAAUCAGUCCCUCUUCAUAGAGGACUCGGGGAUGUAGCUCUGUGAGCGAUGUAGCUCUGUGAGCGGAAUAGGGAAUCUCCGAACAACUCUCAGCACCCUUGGCAAGCUGUAUUUCCCAGGAUACUUCGGGGGAAGCCAUGACUGUUUAAAAUGGGAUCAUUUUAAAUGUACAGUUAGUUCUAAACUCAGUUUUACCAGUUGGGAAGCCAGUACAAAAAAGAAAAAGAUUGCUGGUUCUUUUGGCCCCCUUCUUCCGUUUUCAAAAGCUUUUCAUUAAAUUAAAUCACCAAAAGAACUUAUGCAACCCAAAUGAGAAAUGACUUGAAAUUACAUGGCAAUUAACCAAAAUAAAGUCAUUAUAAAAAUAACAACCAAACAUACAUUUAUUACAUGCCGUUAGUCUUAUUAUUUCAUAUGAUUUACAUACCGCUUGACUGUAGAAAAAAGCCUCAGUGCAGUUUACAGAAAGGAUAAAGCAGUAAAAGUGUCACUAAAAGUUUACAACCAUAAUUUAAAACAUGCAGAAAGUUAAAACCACCGUAGAUUAGAAUAAAACAAAUUAAAGCUCAUAUGAACUUUCUAAAUAUAUGGGUAGGCUUGUCUAAAUAAGAAUGUCUGUGCCAUGUGCCGAAAAGAAUACAGUGAAGGCACCUGCCUGAUAUCAAUACGCAGGGAGUUCCAAAGGGUUGGUGCUGUCACACUAAAAAAUAAAUUCUUACAAUGAACUGAAAAAGGUAUUUAAAUAUACCUUCUUGAAGAAACCAGAGGCCUUUCUCCUGGGCAUAGUCGGCCAAUUGGUGUUAAAAAAGGAUGGAACUUUCUUUAUGUACACAACAACAGCAGCAAGAAUACUCAUCGCAAAGUAUUGGAAGACACAAGAGCUACCCACACUGGAGGAAUGGCAGACGAAACUGAUGGACUAUAUGGAACUGGUGGAAAUGACUGGUAGAAUCCGUGACCAGGGAGAAGAGUCGGUGGAAGAAGAUUGGAAGAAAUUCAAAGAUUAUCUGCAGAAACAUUGCAAAAUUAAAGAAUGUUAGAGUGAUGUUGGAUUGAAAUUAAGUGGCUUCUAGCUGUACAGGCUUUAAAGUUAUAUAUAGAUCAAGAUUAAGGAUUAGGAUUAAAAAAAAAGUUAAAAGAAAUGGAAAAUUGGUUUUUAAUAGGUAAAAAUUUAAUGUUAUAUUAUAUUAAGAUUAAAGAUUGGGAUUAAAAAAAGGGGGAAAGAAAUUGCUGGACAAACAAAUUGAACUGGAAUACAAAAGAGGGAGAUGAGGAGGUCCAGAAAAUAAGUAAAUUUAAAAGUGGCGAUGAAAAGGUGAUAUUGUUCUUAACUGUUUUUUUUUUUGUUUUUUGUACUGUGUAUUGUGUAUUUUUGUAUUGUGUAUUUUUCUUUUUUACUUUUAAUUCUUUUUUAUUGAUGUGUCCUUUUUUAUUGGAAACUUUAAUAAAUAUCAUUUAAAAAAAAUAAAAAUAAAUUCUUACAGAUGAGGUGCAAGUAUUAUGUGGCGCUUAUAAACAUACUGAUUCCUUCAGUACAGCAUAUUCCAGGGCAGCAUACAACGAUUUAAAAUACAGUAUUAAAAUUAGUUAAAACAAAUUACAUUCAUAGCAAAUAGUCACAAAAGAAAAAAAUUGUGUCAAAACACAUUGGGUCCUAUUCCACUAACUUUUACUCACAGCAGGCCCAUUAAAAUUAAUGGAUCUCACUUUGUCAUGUUCAUUAAUUUCAAUGAGCCUACUCUGAGUAAACGUUUGUUGAAUGCCAUUUUAAAAAAAACAAAACACCUGGCUGGUUCUGAAGGAUUUGAUCUCCUGUUGUGAUGAGCCAUUUUUGACUUUUUAGUUAUUAUUAUUAUCUUAAUAAAAAUGCUAUAUUUCUAACCUUUUUUUUUUUUUUGCAGAACCUCACCAACCAGGAAAAUGAGAAGGAAAAUUUUGACCAGCGUUUCCCAAACCUGUUCAAGAAGGGAAGGAGGAAGACUGUGGUGCGGAACCUGGGGAAGAUUAUCUAUUACUCCAAGGUCAAGUUUAAAUUUCAGCAGUGUCAGGUGAGCUCGCAGAGGAGGAAAGGCAGAUGCCAAAAGUUGCUUUGAGAGAAGGAACGUCAGGGCGCCGUAGAUACAAAAUUCUAAACUAUACAUUUACAGCACUAUCAUGCCAUUUUAAACAGCCAUGGCUUCUUCCAAAGAAUGAUGGGAACUAUAGCUUGUGCUGAGAGUGGUUAGGGUGCCCUUAUUCUUAUCACAGAGCUACAAUUCUGAGUUGCCUGGGAAGAAGGAUUGAUUACUAAACCACUCUGGGAGAGGAAUGGAGUCUCCUAACAACUCUCAGCACCCUUAGCAAAUGACAGUUCCCAGAAUACUUUGGAGGAAGCUAUGAUUGUUCAAGACAGCAUGGUACCACUUUCAGCAUAUAGCACAGAUGGAGCUUAAAUUUCUGAAUGGCCAGUCUAGUGCCUGUUAGUUUAUUAUAUUCUUGCAAAGGAUGCAGGACUGUGUGGGCUUUGAAUCUGAUCCAGCAAGGCAUUGCUUAAGCAGUGGUGCAGAAUCAGGAUCACUUAAUCAACUAGGAUGUCCUGAGCUUGACCCUCUUGCCCUGUAUGUUUAAUACACAACAUUGGGCCAUGGAGACUAAUGUAUUAAGGCCACACCAUACAUUUUAAACACUGCCCUUUUCUCCUCCUUUCUGUUGAAUUCUGUAUAGUUUCUUCCUUCUCUUUAUGCUAUUAGAGCGUUAAAUUUUUACUAAUUUUAAGUCUCCUUCAGUCCCAGAAGGCAUUUUUGAAGUACAUAAUGUUAAAGAUCUCUGUCCCCUGGAAAUACAUUUUUUUAAUGUGUUCAUUCUGUUGUAGGAGAUGAACGACUGCUACCUGGAGCUCUUUCAAGCAUACCUCUAUUUUCAAUCCCUCGGUCCAAAUGGACUCACCUAUCAGGUAAAGGAUGGCAGACUCUUAACACAUCAUAAGAAUGCAAGAUGAGCCUGCUGGAUCAGGCCAGCGGCCCUUCUAGCGCAGCAUCCUGUUCUCACAGUGGCUGACCUUUGGGAAGUUUUGCAAGCUGGACAUGAGCGCAGCAACACUCUGCCCACCAGCAAUUCACAGCAACUGGUAUUCAGAGGCAUAAAUCUGAAUAAAUAAAUCAUUUCUGAGUUCCCUCUGCCAGAGAUGCAGAUAAACAAUUCCUGCAAUGACUUACUCUUUCCCUUGGUUAUCCAAGGCAAAUGAGUUUGUCACUGCAUGCUUGUGAAUCAUGCAGCAAACCAAGACAAGGGAAAAAGCACUUUUGGAUCUCAAAGCCUCUUGCCUUUGCGGGUGCAUUCAGGGCGUGAAACCUCCCCAGACCUCUCUUGACAUUGCUGAAUCAUGCCUUUUCCAUUCUGUCUGGUCCUGGCCUUCCAAAUAACCACUGUAAAGUGGAUUGACCUGUCUUUGCACAGAGGGUAGCUGUUUUGAGAAUUAUUUCUUCUGUGAACCCAUGGGAGAGCAAUCCCAGUGUAUUGUGGGGAAUUUACUUGAGAAUUAAUUUUUUGUAUCCUGUGCUUUCAUUUGAAAUUGCCAUUAGGGUUAUUUCUGUUUAUAUUGACCCACAGACCAUAAACAUCAAAUGACAGCAUAGGUGGCGAACCUCAUGCCCAAGCUUCAAAAGGGCCUCUCUAUCUGACCCUCAGAAUUCUUCCACACCAUAUCGCUCAGUGGCCCUGCUUAGCAGCCCAAGUAUUUUUGCCUGGCUAAAAUGUGUGCUUGAACUCUGAUAAGGUGGAGGAUAGAGAACCUACUUUGCAAAAGUAGCAUUUACAGGCUACUAUUUUUGCUUCUGGCCCCACCCACCAUUGGACCAGUCCCUUGGAAGGUUGCCCCAAACAGAAUGUGGCCCUCAGGCUGAAAAUGGGUCUCCACCCCCUCCCACCCAGUGCAGCCAACAUUGAGCUAGACAGACCAGUGGUCUGACUCUGUAUAAGGUAGCUUUCAAUGUCCUCCAGGCUGAAUCACAAUGAGUCACCUGUUGCAAAGAGUCCAUAACAGUUUUAUUUGCUCCCCUACUGUUUGUGUCAAUUAGGCCUCCUUCUUGGGUAGCAUCAGGUCAUUAUUCAAAUAGAUACCAUCGUGGGAAUAACUCAUGUGUCUGGUUUGCACAGAAUGGCCUGGUUUGCACAGAACACUAGCCAGACCAUGGCUAAGCAUGAGUGAGCAAGCGUGCAGGUACUCAAAGCUAAAAAUCGCAGCCGCUUUGCUCCUGCCUCUGACUUGAUUGGUAUAGUUAAUCUGGCUUCACAAAGGCAGGUCCCUGUCUCCAGCAUCUUAGAGCUGUGUUAGAAAAAUGGUAUACAGAACCCUAGAGAUGCCCGAUCAGCACGGAAGGGGAGCUUUUCAGCCCCUGUGUUCUCCAAAGCUAAGCUUUUGGGAAAACUGAAAGCGGCCAGGUGCUUCAGUUUCAAGAUAAUUGUAUCCUAAUUCUGUUAACAUGCAGUGGAAUAUAUUGGAGCACUCCAAAUCAUUUGCUCAUACACAUGAAAAUAAUAGAUCUAGCAGAAUGGCAACACUUGGAGAUCUGCAUUGAUUGUUGCAUAGCAUCCCUAAUUGUAUAAUUGUAAGAUUUAUUGUAUAAUCCAAGAAGGGGUGUGGCUGCGUCUAUCAUGAAAGGGAUUGUGUACUUCUGAAUUUGCCACUACACUACUGCCCACUGUGCUGCUUAGCUUGCCUGCAGUUUUGCUCCAGGCAAGCUAUGAACUGUAACCAGAGUUUUUCUUGGUUUGCUGCUUAUGGUUUGUCUGGAGAAGAUAAAAAACUAUGAGCCCAGUUUGGGAUGUAAUACUAAGCCAAAUCAUUGUUUAGCUCCAGGUAGCAAGGCAGCAGCAGGACUGGGGAAGGAGUAAGGCAGUCACAGUUUUUGCUCUGACUACACGCCGCCCCCCACUUGUUCACACCUAGCUGUGAUUUGGGCUAGAGUUACACAGGAACUGGGCCAGUCGUUACAUCUGUACCAUAUAUUUAAAGCAUCCUAUGCCACUUCAACAGUCCUGGCUUCCCCCAAAGAAUGCUGGGAACUGUAGUUUGUUCAGGAUCUCCUAACAACCCUCAGCACCCUUAGUAAAGGUAAAGGGACCCCUGACCAUUAGGUCCAGUCGUGGCCGACUCUGGGGUUGCGGCGCUCAUCUUGCUUUAUUGGCCGAAGGAGCUGGCGUUUGUCCACAGACAGCUUCCAGGUCAUGUGGCCACCAUGACUAAGCUGCUUCUGGCGAACCAGAGCAGCGCACGGAAAUGCCGUUUACCUUCCCGCCGGAGCGGUACCUAUUUAUCUACUUGCACUUUGACGUGCUUUCAAACUGCUAGGUUGGCAGGAGCUGGGACCCAGCAACGGGAGCUCACCCCGUCGUGGGGAUUCGAACUGCUGACCUUCUGAUCGGCAAGUUCUAGGCUCUGUGGUUUAACCCACAGUGCCACCCUCAGCACCCUUAAUAUGCUGCAAUUGCCAGGAUGCUUUGUUGGAAAUUGUUGUUGUUAGCACCCAUCUGUUUCGAGAGACAAUGGAGUACACCUCUGGGGGUGAAGUCAAACCGCUGCAUCAGCAGCACUGAAGUGCCCUUUCCGGGGAGGGGGGCAAGCCUGGGCAGUGUGUAUGGAGGCCUUGGGCUGCCCAGACAACAAGACCCCCCUCUCGGUCUCACUGAUGGCGGCCCAAAGGAAAGCAGAGCAUAUGUUUAGCACCAGCUUGUGCUGCAGGAGUUGCUGGAAGGAGGUGUACAAGGCGCCAUCCAACCAAAGCCUGAAUCCAUUCUGAUACACUUCUGGAUUUAAAAGGGGAGUUUUGGUAAACACAGUUGGGUUGACAGAUAUAAGAUUGUUACAUUCUCUUUUCACAGGGCUUGGUGCCUCUGAGAGAAAUUCAGCUGAACGAGCUUGAAAACCCAAAGGGCGCCCAACAGGAGAUGCAUGCCUUUCAAAUUACAGGUGAGAGCAAGCCACUCUUUGACGUACCUAUUUUUGGGAUGACGUCAUUUUCUGUGGUGACUGUGGGAUGAAUGCUUUCCUUAGGAGGUGCUUUUUCUUAAGUGGGAGGGAAUAGAUGGUGGUGGUGAAAUGCUUUUGCAGUGCAAAGUGGGAACCUGCAGAAUAGCUGAUGUCAGUAGGGCUGAAAAGGGUGUGUGUCGGGGCAAUUUGGGGUUGUGCUGCAAAACUUUUGCAAUUGUGAAACGAGCCAAACCAAAAAUAGCUUACCACCCAAGGACUGUAGGGAAGGAGAUGUAUUUCUGAUAUUUGGGGCCUAAGUCAUUUAGGGCUUUAAACACUUACAUGAGCACCUUAAAUUGGUCCCGGCAGGUUCUUUCUAACUGCCUUAUGUUCCUAGCCAACCUUUUAACUUUGACCCCCACCGGCCACUUUUAAACUAUGCUAUAUCUCCUCUAAACCCCACAAAUUGAGAGCUACUAUUUUAGGGCUUAUUCACACUUCCUUUUUACCCCGUCCUUUCUAGGCACAGGUCCACCCAAAUGCUGCUUUGUUGUUUUUUUGCCCUGCCCCUUUUCCCAGAAAAACCACUCUUUGAUGCUGAAUCAGAACAAAUGGCAAUUUGGGUUUUCUGCUGGCUGUCGUUUGCUUCGAUUCAGUGGCAAAGAAUGGGUUUUCACAGGAAAGCAUUGGGGCAAAAAUAAAAGUGUUGAAACGUGGAGCUUUACAGAGCAGGCCUGUGCCUAGAAAUGCGGCAGAAAAGGAAGUCUGGAUGGGCCUUUAGUUUGGACAUGUUGGCCCUCUCCAAAGACAUAGGCAUUGAAUUCCAGCUGCUGUUGCCAAAACACAUCUGGCCUGGAAGCACGUAGGCAGGCAGUGCCAAGACACCCACUCAUCGGCCUUUGUCUGAGUCCACAAUCUUUAUCGGGUUCUCUUUCUCUGACUACCUCCUGCUUUUAAACAAUCAUUCUUGGUAGCUGAGCAGCAGUUGCUGCAAUUCAGGAAUGACUAAGCCCUUGGAGCCACUGAACAGACAGGUUGCUGUCCCAGGAAGGGUUGGCUGACUGACACGGCCACAUAACUUGGCUGUCCUGAUAGCAUCUGCUUGUAGUCUUGUUAGUCUAGGGGUAUGAUUCUUGCUUUGGGUAUGAGAGCUCCUGGGUUCAAAUCCCAGGUGAGCCCCUGGGAAAGGGAAGUCACGCUUCUUGGGGAGGGAACAUAGCUCAGUGGUAGAGCAUCUGCCUUGCAUGCAAAAGGUCCGAGGUUCAGUCCCCAGCAACUCCAGGUAGGCAGGGAAUGCCCCUUGCCUGAAAACGUGGAGAGUUGCUGCCGAUCUACACUGAGAAUACUAAGGCAAGCUGGUGCAGAAUGUGGCAGCCAGACUGCUGAUGGGGGCACCUGGCUGACAAGGGAGACACCAUUGUUAAAUAACUUCACUGACUAUCCAUCUACCCAGUUAGGUUCAAAGCCCUCACAUUAAUAAACAAAGCCCUGAGUAGCUCAGGUCUAGGGUACCUUAAAGACCACCUGAGCUCUUAUAUCCCAGCUUGAUCACUGAGGUCAUUGGUUGUUCCCUGAGUUGGUGAGGCUCAUUUGACAACAACAAAUAAUUGAGCCUUUACUGUCAUCAGCCCAGUAUUAUGAAACACUCUGCCAAUAAAUAUUCAGCAGGCGUCCUCUGUUUCAACAUUUAAAUGCCUGCUGAAUUUUUUUUUUAUUCCAUCAGGCUUAUGCAGUCAAUUAAGUACACAUAUUUCCAUAAUGGUUAGCUGAUUUCUGAGUUUUAACUUUUUUGUGUAGCUUUUAUUUUAUGGCUUCAUAUAUAAUUCUUUAACCACUCUGAUUAUUAUUUUUUAAAUGAAUAGUGGAAUAUAAAUACUUUUAAACAAACAAACAAACUGUAGUUUACCCCUCACAGAUCUACAGUUCCCCAAUGCUCUUAGCAAACUACAUUUCCCAAGAUUAUUUGGGAGAAGUCAUGUGCUUUUAAAUUGUAUGGUCUGUAUGCAGCCUCUGUCUUAUUUCCAAAUUCAAACAGGUCAUGGAGAGACUCUACUACAUGUUAAGGCAGGGAGAAGAAUCCAUUUUUGAGCUUUGGGAGGGAGGAGCAGGGGUGGAGAGAUGACGUCACACUACCUACAUAGGUUUUGAGUCACUAGGCUGCAGCAGCUUGCCCAAAUUCAGGAAUCAUCUUGAUAUGCAAAAUGGGCUUGAGAAACUGGGUACAGUCUGAGGUUUUGCAGGCACUGUGUUAAUAAGCAUCUGGGCUCAUCGAGAGGGUGUGAACUUUUCCCCUCUGCAAUCUAAAAAAUCACAAGGCAUACCUCCUCCUCCUCCCCUUAAGGGCAAUUCAAUUGAAAAAGAAAGUUAGAAAAUGAAAAUGAAGGGGGGGGCGGGGCACUGUUCUCAUUUCCCUAGCAGAAAAAGAAAAGUUCACCUGAGAAGUUCCAGGGAUGAAAGGAGAAUAGUUCUAUUCUGCUAGCCUUGAGGUAGGUUGGGAAGAUGAGCAGACAACUGCAGUAGCUCAGUCAGUAGAGCAUGAGACUCUUAAUCUCAGGAUUAUGGGUUCAAGCCCCACGUUGAGCAGAAAGAUUCCUGCAUUGCAGUGGGUUGGACUAGAUGACCCCCUUGGUCCCCUUCCAUCUCUAAUAUUCCAUAACUAUUAUCUCCAGGUGAAGCAGGAAAAAUCUCACAACAAACCUGUGAAAUAGGCUAGGCGGUGAGAAAGCAGCUGACCCAAGAGCACACAGUGAGCUUAAUGGUUGAGUGAGGAUUUGCACCCAGGUCUUGCCAGAAGGAGAGCAGAUCUAUGACUGGGAGUUAUUUUUACCAUGGCCUUGUUAUGGUAUAAUACCAUAAUGUUGUGUUGUGCUGUAGUGUAACAAAAAUCAUAAUAAAAACGCUUAAGGAAAAUAAGGCUAACGGGACAACUCCCCACUGAAAAAAUAACCAAAACAAAACCCUAAGUAGCUCAGUGAUGGCUCAGCAUGUUCAGUUGCCACAGAAUACUGAGCAUCUGUUAGGUGGAGAAUGGAAUGGAGUAUAUUGGAAAGAGCACAACUAGUUGGUGGGCUGGAACACUGAACGGGAACACUAUGCCGCAACAUUUUGCUGAAGUUCUCACAUUUCUAACCGGUGCCGAUACAUCGAGAGAAUUUAUAUACUCUUGUAAGGCAAAGCAUUGCAGCAGUACAGCAGACACAUACCCCCACUUCUCUCUGCUUCAAUUCCCCAGUUGGCACCACAUAAAGUGAAUUGUUUUUUUCCCCUGACUCCCAAAGAUAUUGCAAAGCCAAAUUAAUCAGUGUUUUCGCUGAGCACGCUGCCACAGAAACCUCCCCAGAAGGCCAAAGUACUCAUUCUGCUGAUAAUGAUUUGUUAUGACGGCUUGCUGAGUGUCAGCUUAUCGCAAGGCUCCAAGCACUGCCAUUCAGGUCGUUUCAAAGCGUGCCUGGUAUUUGUUUUAACAAGAGGCGGGGCAAUGAAUGAAGGGUAGCUGAGCAUCGGUCAGACUGGAAGUGGGAGGUUAAUAUUGCUCUGGUGCUUAUCGUAAUGACCGGACAAGGGUGUGUGAGCGGCUGCAGCAGGCAGAGGCAGCUGGGAGGAUAGGAUCCAACUCCAGCCAGGCAUUUAGUGGUGGAUUUAUACUGGAUCACCCACGCAUCAUUUGAUUCUUACCCAAUGCUACCACAUUACUGCCACAUGGAAGAGCAUACUUAGGCUAUAAUUCAACAAAGGCUGCUGCAUACUCUUGUUUACUGUGUACAAACACAUUAGCCACAGUCCACAUCUACCCUAUAGUUUCUUGAGAAAUACUGUGUUUUGGUGCGUUUCUCCCUCCCCCUCCCCCAAACCAGUUUUCAUCCAGUUUGGAAAAAUAAGCCAUAUGGAGACAUCCUUGGCCCCCUUUUCACCUGCCGGUGUGGACCAACAGUGGACAACAUGGAAAUGUAGCAGACCGUACCGAGGUGUUCAAAGGGCAUGCAAAUGCUAUGUGAAAGGCAGCAUUAAAAAGAAACCUUGCUGUGUUUUAAACCAGUUAUGUGUGCUCAGCUAAAAACAAAUGUGGUGUGAAAGUUGUGGUAUGGAAAUGUUACAGGCUUUCAGCAGGAAGCUACAGAUAUGCCAUGACUUGUUUAUAAAGUGGUAUCACAGUGUUUUGCAUGCAUGGUUAUGAAUGUGGCCCGGUCCUGAUUCUCAGUAUGCAGGGAGAUUGGAAUGUGAUGGAUCCUGCAGUUAUGCAACUUGUGCAGAUGUAAUGGUAAUAGUGCAAGCCAGGAAGUGCUCUACCAUGUAAUUUCCUGAGUUUAUUAUCUCAGUGGGCGCCUCUGGACAACCUGAUUAUUGAACCUUAAUCCUGAUUUGUUUGCAGAGAGGCUUGACAACUUGGGCUACCUAAUGAGCAAUCUUAUUCUGAUUUGCUGGUGGGGAGGUUAGACAGCAUUGCAGCAAAGCAAGAGUUACCCUUAGUUACCAUUACACUUUCCAGUCUGUAAGAACAUAAGAAGAGCCUGUCGGAUCAGUUGGCCACUGUGGAAAAAGGAUGCUGGGCUAGGUGAUCCACUGGCCCGAUCAGGCAGGCUCUUCUUAGGUUCUCAAGUCCAGCAUCCUGUUCUCACAGUGGCCAGCCAGGUGCCCCAAUGUGAAACCCAAAUGCAGGACCUGAGUGCAACAACCACUUCCCCCUCCUGUGCUUUCCAGCUACUGAUAUUCAGAAGCAUUGCUGCCUCCACCAGAGAGAUAGAACAUAGCCACCAGGGCUGGCAGCCAUUGCUAGCCUUUUCCUCCCAUGAAAUUUGUCUAAUCCCCUUUUAAAGCCAUCCAAGUUGCAAUUUUCUGUCACUUCUCUUAUCGUAAAAAGUCUGAUUUUUCUGCGGGGUGGGCUCCCAACCAGCUGUAAUUUGCAGCCUAAAUUUUCAUUAUUAUUUUCAAAUUUUAUUUAUUUAUUUAUUUUGUUUAAGUAAGUAAUACAGAAAAAACUGUAGGGAUGCAGGUGGCGCUGUGGGUUAAACCACAGAGCCUAGAGUCAGUCACGACUGGACCUAAUGGUCCUUUACCUUUUACAGAAAAAAACAACAACAAAAAAGAAAGAAAAAUAGAGAAUUUUCUGGUACAUGAUUGAACCCCGCUCAGAAAUAGUAACCGCCUGGAAGUGCCACACCUUAUCAUCAAGCUUAGCUUCUCCCCAAGGUCCCUCGGAAGGGUUUUUUAAGACCAUCCUGCCCGCGUCUUGCAUUGUAUGUUCAACCUGUUAACGUGCCUUCCUUGUGUCCUUUGCCUUUCUAGGUCCCUUGCUGAACCCCCUGACAGUCUACUGCCCCAACAGGUCUGAGUUGAAGCGCUGGCUCUACCACUUGGAGAAGCAGAUCCAUCUAAAUGGAGGGAGCUUCGACAUGCCUUUCCUUGCUCAGGUGAGUGCUUUGGGGAUGGCCUGCAUGCCAGCAGGGUGAACAUGUAAAAAUCGGAGUGACGGCCGGAGAUUAUAAUUCCUGUUCUAAUCCAACCUCUCCUCCCUUGCCCUGACAUUGAUCUGACUGUAGAAUCUCACAAACAGCAAGAUGAGUUUGAUGGGUUGCUGAAUUACACACCCAGAUAACAAGAUCUCUGCUUAGGUGUAAGUUUGUUGCUAGGUACGUAGAGGACUUUUGGCACAAAUUUAUAUACAGUCUGUAUAUGUUAAUUUAUACAUGUAAAUGCAAUUUUGUGUGUGUGUGUGUGUGUGUGUGUGUGUUGGGGGGGAGACCUCUAGUUCUUUCUGUCAGGGCUCACUCCAAGCUAUGGGGUGCCAGCAGAAUUUUCUGGGCCCAGUAUUUAUGUACACAUUAAAAUCAAAGCAAGUCUUGUCCAACGUCUAACAUGGCCUAAGCCACAAAGGGCUGUAGCUCUGUGGCAGAGCAUCUGCUUUGCAUGCAGAAGGUCCCUGGUUCAGUCUCCAACAUCUCCAAGUAGGGAUAGGAAUGUCCCCUGCUUGAAAACCCUGGAGAGCUGCUGCCAGUCAGUGUAUACAAUACUGAACCAGAGGGACCAGUGAUCUCUUUUCUCUUUCUCUCUUUUCUGCCUUUCUCCAUCAAUCUAUUAUGUGCACCUACAACCCCCCUGUCAUCAGUCAAUAACAUCCACAGGAGAUCUGGGUUCUGACACAAAAGAGUUGGGGCUAGCCCCCACAAUGCCCAUGUUCUGCAGGAACAGUGGAAUAAGAAACAGGCUUAUCAGUGCUGCUCCCAGUCUGUAUUGUAGGGUUGGGGAGUCUCUGGCUUGUGGGCCAGUCUUGGUCUGCUAGUGGGUGCAGUUUGGCUUGCAAGGGCAUUUCCCCAAACCAUGCCCAAGAGUGGACAUCAAAGUUGGCUGCAGGUUGUGUGGGGGCUGAUAAAGAUCUAGCCCACUAAGCCAAAAAAAAAAAGUUGCUGUAUUGGAUUUGUAAUUGAUUUUUUAAAUGAAAUGGGGUUUUUUAAACUGUGGUUAUAUAUGGAAUUGCUUUUAUGUUUCUGUGUACAUUGAAUUGUUCAACCACAGGGAACUGUUUUUAAACUGUUCCCACAUAUGGAAUUGCUUUUAAUUGUUUGUUGUGGGUGUCUUUACUGUGACAUUGCUUUGGGAUAUUUUAUGGGAAGUGAUUCAUAAAACAGAAUCAAAUAAAUAAACAAAUACUUCCUAGUAAAGCUAACAAAGUGCUGAAAAUGUCUGUCUGGAACACCCAAGGCAGCUCAUUCCGCACCCGAUUUGAAACCCCUUGCAACUCCCUUACCCCCCUGCUGCCCCGCUGCCUCCUGUGCCACAAGCACAGCCCUUUUCUGGGUGGGGAUCCGAGGGGUUUUUAUCUUUUCCUGAAACAAAGGCUUAGUCAGCGUGGGAAAUGAUGAGUUAGCAAGGCAAACUGGAAACCAGCCCGGAACCAGCAGCUGUGAGGUGCGGGUGGUGAGGGAGGAAAGACUCAAACACAGGUGAGGCCUGAUGGUUUUGUUUUUGCCCCUGUAAAUACCUUAGCAGAAAAACUCUUCUGUGCUGUGAAACUGGCUUCUUUCGGUCUGUUUCCCAGGGUGAGCAAUCCUUUCCCGGAUAGUAUCUGGGGAGGGAGAGAAAGAGAGAGGGAGCAGGUUAAUGGGGGGGGGGUUGGUUUCCCCCCAUUCCUCACUAUUUCCAGUCUGGCUCUGGACAGCUCAGUCUUUGUUGCAGUUGCUGCUUCCGUAGCUGUAUAAAGGGGGAAAUGUUCCAGGUUGAAAAGCAUUGACAAAUAGUUUGUCAAAAGAAUUUGAAGCGGAAACCAGGAUAACUGGUUUUAGAUCCUAUUUAUUUCUCUCGAGUGUCUUUUUAGGGAAGUCAGUCGACAGUGGGCAGGUAGCGACUGUCUGUGGCAUGCUAGCCAUACAGUAUCUCAAAGUAUGUUUCCCCCAAAAUGUUCUAACUACAGUGAAACAGAAAAUGGAAUAUAUGCUUUUUUUAAAAGAAAGAGCGUAAUGCAGUAAUAAUGGCAGAUACACUUGGUCUCGAACGCCUGCCUGGGUAUCUCUUAAAUAGUGAAACAGCUCAGAUGCACAACUCACAUCUACCAGAAGCAUCUCUGCGUUCAGAAUUGUGGGCCCAGUUUUACAGAACACCCUCCUAGUUGAGAUCAGACAGACUCCCUCCCUCCCUUUUGAACUUCCGACGCCCACUGAAGAUCUUUUUUUGUUGUUACCGUACCAGUAGGCAUUUCAACUGAAGUCCAAUUUCAUCGUUUUAACUUAUUUUUACCUUUUCUGUAGUAUAUUUCUUGUACGCAGCUUAGAGGCGAUUGCAGUUUAGCAGAACAUAUUUUUUUAAAGUAAAUAAAAAAUGUAAAAACCAAUCAGUUCAUAAUUUCAUAUCGCUUGACAUCUAUGAUCCCUAAAUGGUUUAUCUUAACACCAAAAUAUAUUUACCACAAAAAAUCAAUAAAACAAUAAAUAAAUAACAGAACGGCACAUUAAAACUUUACAGUCUGGAGAAAUGCUGCAAAAAAUGUGGGGCCCCCCCAGUGGUGUUUAAAAGCAACCAUUAUUUGCGGCUGCCGAGCAUGUUCCUGAGGGCAGGUGCCACCACCAAAAAGGCCCCACUUCUGCAGUGCCGUAAGGCCCAGAAGCUACAGCUGGUCAGGGGGGGAAAUGCUGCAGCCACAUUGUUGCUGGGGACAAACUAUUGCCAGCCCAAAGCACCAGUUCUCAAAAGCUUGCCCUGGCUGACUAUAAUAAAUUCUUGUAUUAAUAUGCAAUACCCUUAAUGGCUUGGGUGCAGGAUACCUUAGGGACCACCUGAUCCCUUAUAUCUCUGCCCAAUCACCGAGAUCUUCUGAGGACCCUCUGUUAGCUAUUCUCCAUGUCUCAGACACACAGCUUUUACUUCACCAGAAGUCUUGUGGGCCCAACUCUGUGGAGCUCCCUCGCAGCUGAGGUUAGAGAUGCCCUCACUUUGCUGAACUUCAGGUGCUGGACAAAGACUUUUCUAGCUCAGCAGGCAUUUUAAGGAAGGUUACUGUUUUUAGGGCUGAUUUUAUCUGUUGUAUUGUUAUUUUUUAAUUGUGUUCACUGCUUAGAGACUUGGUGUGAUUAAAGCGGUAUAUUAAUUGCUUAAAUAAACAAGUUUUCAAACUAAAAAAUAUUAUUUAUUUGAGCUAUUAGUAUACCACUUAAUCAUGCCAAGUCUCUAAAUGGCAAACUACGGAUAUAGUAGUCUUGCCGGCAAGCUACCCAUUGUGCUCAGCACUGAGCCAAGGCGGACGGUUCUGUGUCCUUCAUUGUCAUGCUUCCUUCCCCUUUAGAACGAAUGUAAGCAGAGCUCCAUCAGAAGAGAGCAGCUGAGGUGGUCUGUGCAGAAUGCCGCUGUGCAAGAGUGGAGAGGCACCCAGCGGGAGUCUCUAGGCGACAUCCUUUGCGUCUCUAAAGUGAAGCUGCAACACUUGCCCUUUCAGGUAGGACCCUCAAUGACCAAGGCUUCAUCCACACAACACAGAGAUUAUUUAAGUUUCAUCAUUUUAUUUUAUUUUUGCUGCUAGUAAAUUCCAGUGAUUGACACAGCUGAUUGGUAUAGGAGCUGUGGUCCUGCAAACUGCUUCCCUUGACAAACGUCAGGAAUUUUAUUAUAAUUGAAGAGCAAAGAAGCUGGGAUUCUUUUGGCCUAGCAGGUUCAGGUAUCACCAGUCUGUUGUUUGUUUUCUUCCCAGAGGAGCCCAGGUCUUUCAGAAACUCCAAAAAAGGAUUAAGGUCAGCUCCAGACUUAGGAGUUACAUCCACAUCAUACAUUUAGAGCAAGUUUUAUACCACUUUAACAGUCAUGGCUUCCCCCAAAGAAUCGUGGUAGCUGUCAUUUACCCGUCACAGAGCUACAGUUCCCAACUUCCUUAACAAACUACAGUUCCCAGGACAGCCACUGCCAAUCAAUAAUAAUAAUUUAUUAUUUAUACCCCGCCCAUCUGGCUGGGCUUCCCCAGCCACUCUGGGCGGCUUCCAAAAAAAAUAUUAUAUUCAACAUAGACAAUACUUAUAUUCAACAUAGACAAUACUGAGCUAGGGUCUGACUCUGUGUAAAGCAACUUCUUGUGUUCCUUUGUCGUAAGGGAAGGGCUGUGGCUCCACAGUAGAGCAUCAGCUUUCAUAAAGACAGUCCCAGUUUUAAUCCCCUGCUUCUCCAGGUACGGCUGGGAAAAACUCCCUGGAGAGCCACUGCCAGCCAGUGCUGACAAUAUAGAGGUAAAAGGAUCAAUGGUCUGACUCAGUAUAAGGCACCUUCCAUUGUUCCUAAUUCUGUAUCUUUUUGGUACCUUCUGCACUUCUGGCUUCAUCAAGUAGUUAGGCAGGUUGAAUCUUCAAUUUCAGCUCCAUAUGAACCUUGAUCUUCUUGGUCUCUUAACAGGAGCAGCAUGACCGACUACUGAUCCUCUAUCCUUCCACCCUGGUCAUAGUAUCCGAAGAACGCAACGGCCUCUACUUUAAGGUAGGAGCUUCCCCCAACACUCUCCACACCCCUGUACCCUUUAUUUAAUGUUGCCUAUACUGUAUAACAUCUGUGUUAUGUAAUUAGGGCUGCAACCUGAGUUUAAAGACCUUUUAAUCAAUCCAUACUGUGAGUUUUAGUCCAUCGGUCUGUUGCUUUUAAAUUUGUAUAUGGUUCAAAACAGUAUUUCUGAAGCAAGACGCAGGCAUCCUAGAAGACAUCUUCAUUCUAUGUGUGAGGAAAGGGAGCAUGCCUCUCUGAAGGCUAGAGAAGAGACUCUCUGAAUGCUACUCUAGACUGGAGAAGAGACCCUCUGAAGAAUAUUAGGAGGGUGGACAGGGGAAGGACUAGACCAUGUGAAAAAUGAACAUAAUAUUUUAGCUGCAGUUCAUUCAUUUUCAGCUUUGUAUUCUUGUUAUAAAAAAGCACACGUAGACAUUCCGUUGUUGGACCCAUAACCUAUGUUUAAGGUGCCAUUUAGCUCCUAGCUUUCAUAUCUCAGCUUCUAAAACUGCUCUGAGUAAAACAUAAUUGAAUACCACUUUUUAUAUCUGACGUAUAGUAGAGUUGGAAGGGACCCUGAGGAAUAUGCAAUUCAGGAAUAUGCAGCUGUCCUAUAGGGCUAUCCAGGCAGAGCCUUUGCCAAUGGCCCCAUAAGACAGAUCAGCAACUUGAGUCUGUGGCAGAGGUGAAAUGUGAACUGAGGACUGCUAUGCUCCACCUCUUCUGCUUCUUCUGCCCUGGCCUGUGCUUCCUGUCUGGUGAGCUGGCUUCAUCAGCCUCUGCUCGACAAGUCUGCCAGCGUUUGUGUCCUUGGUUGUAAGUGCUCUUGGCAAAGGAAAUACUUUGCCGCCACCUCCUUUAAAAAAAAGGGGGGGGGAGACCGAGGGUAAAGUUGGCCAACGUGGAAUAUAUUUCCGUCCACUUGCUUGGAAAGCCGGCUAUGGCUUCUGAAUAUUUGUGGUUAAGCUGUCUCGGAACCAGAAGGGCGGUGGCUCCAUUUGCGUUCCUUUGAAGCUGGAGAAGUGACCUCACUCAAGGCUCAAAGGCCAAGCCCAUCUGUGGCCUCCUUCUCAUGGAGGCAGUGUUGGCCUGGCUGUAUCGCUUCAUACUCACAGCUGGAGGCUUGUGUUGCUGAAUGCUGCUCUGCAUACCUACAUCUAUGUGGAACGAGUGUGGUAUAGUGGUUAGAGUGUCAGGCUAAUAUUUUUGAACUGUGUAUUUUUCUUUUUUCAUUUUUAAUUCUUUUUAAUUGAUGUGUUCUUUUUAUUGGAAACUCUAAUAAAUAUCAUUUAAAAAAAAAUAGAGUGUCAGGCUACAACCCAAGAGCCCAAGGUUCAAAUCCUUACUCACCCAUAAAGAACCAGCUACAGGGCUGAGGAAGACCGGGGUAAAGUCCUCUCAGGGGCCCUCUCCUCUGUCAGUGGGCCCUGGUGGACGGACCAGGCUGUGGCAGCAAUGCUCGAAGCAGGAAUUUCCCACAAUUCCUCAGAGCAAUGCUAGGCGAGGGGCAUUCUGGGAAAUUAAGAGUGGCUAGAUCUCACUGCCUGGUGCUGCUCAGAGUGCCAGGCCAUUUGUGGUGGUGGGGAGGACACACUAAAGGGGGGCACCAGUGGAAGCAUCAGCAGUGGGGCCCUGGCAGUGAAUUGGCUCUGGGUAACCCAGGGCUUAUUUAGAGAGGCUGUACUAGGACCAGAAAGCUUACCGGGUGACUGGGUUGUUCCACCUCUCUUUGAUUUUUACACUUUUACCCAUGAGCAUAUUACUUUAUAUUCUGUAACUUUUAAAAAUACAUUUUUAGAAGUUUCUAGUAUAAAUUGCUUUGAUUUUAAUGGAAAAGUGACUGCAGUUUAGAAACUAAAUAAAUCUGGAACAUGUACCUUUAAAAAAGUAAAUUCCUGCCAGGGGUCCUUUUCCCUUUGUUUCAGCAAAGGACCUUUAUAUGGAUUGAAUGCAGCUAAGCCCUGCUCUGGGUAGAACAAUUGAAAUUGAUGGGCCUAAAUUAGGGCUCAUCCAGACUUCAGCUUGUCCCGCCUCUUUCCCCCAGGAAAACCUGUUCUUGGAGCAAGUGUCAAUCAGGUUUUCCUCAGUGCUGAAGAGCGUGUUUUCCUGGGAAAACAAAUCCGCUUCGAUCUGUGCAUAUAAGGCAGGAAGAAGCCACUUGGUGCAGGACAAGCAGAAGGGUAGAUGAGCCCUUAGUCAUGUCCAUUAACGGCAGCGGGUCUACUCUGAGCUAGACUAGCACUAGAUGCCACCCUAUGUGCCCACUCCUCACACUUGAUCCAAGGCUUGUACAUUUUAUACUUCGGCAUGCAGAACUGAGCUCAGAAUGUACACUUGAGAGGAUGAGCCCUUGGAUUCAAUGAAGUCUUCACAUUGCGUCUGGUUAUAGGAGGCAGAACCAAUCUUGAGAUUCCUUUUAAAAUAGCAAAUCCUUACAGCGGUUGGGAUUCUCUGAUCACAUUGCUGGGCAGUUGUUACAGGGGAAAAAAUGCCUGUGGUUUUGUGGGGUGUAAUGUGCUAGGGUCCAACUGUCACGGACAGCCGGCUGAAUUGGGUGGCUUCCCAUUCCCUAGAGCCACCUUUGACUGCCUUCAAGGCAAAGCCGAAGACUGCAGGAACAAAGACAUGAUUUAAGUAUUAAGAACAUGAGAAGAGCCUGGCUGCUGGAUCAGGCCAGAGGCCCAUUAUUGCCUGUUAAUCUGGGUCCUGCUAGGCUUACAUAUUCAUCACAACCCAGCAGUUGUAUGUUUCAUGCACACCGUAGGGCAGCUAUGAUGGGUCAGGCUGGAUGGCACGAUGCCAUGUCUGUGUCUGCUCUGAAGAAGCUGCUCAGACCUUUGUGCACAUACUUGCUGCUUUAGAUGGAGACCUUGGCAUCACGAUAAGAGGAACAAGAAAAACAGCUGUGACACCAAAACAGAAGUGAAAGCGUAACAUGUUUCUCCAAACCAAGUGUGCCAAAGUUCUCCCCAUCCUGUUCUCACAGUGGCCAACUAGAGCAGGAUAGUGACAGAACACAAAUCUCCCCAUUUGUGAUUCCCAGUAAUUGGUACUGAGAGGCGUGCUGCUUCUGACAGUGGUGAUAGAAGCCUCCUUUGAAGCUAGCAGUCUGCAUUUCCCCUCUUAGGAGCGUAAGAAUAUAGGAAGCUGCCUUGGUUCAUCUGCCUCAGUAUGUAUUGUCUAAACUGGGAGCAGCUGUCCAGGGUUUCAAACAGGGGUCUUUGUUUCCCUGCUGAUCAUGGAGGACCAAAUCCCCACAGUAGUUGCCAUGAGCCUUGUCCUGCUGUCAGGUUUGGGUUUGGGUUGGCAGGCCCAAGGCGGAGGAAGAAACAGAGCAGGACUUGAUUGGUCAGAACCAGGGUCUGAGGAGGGGGCUGUUCCUGGUGUGGCAAGACUUCAGACACUUUGAAUGGGAGAGCAGGGAUACUGACUCCUCCCCCUGCCCUCCCGCAGAGCAUCUCCAUGGAUGCUGGGAAGGGAUGUGGGCAGCCAUGGGAGGAGGCAGCCGUGUCUGAUCAGGCGCCCAAAGAGGGAGGGUGCAGAGGUAUUGUCAUUUAGGACCAGGUGCCACCUCUACAGAUGGGAGCAGGCUCACCCACCCCACAGGAGCACUUGUCUGAAAUUGCGCCAUUCUUGCAAAGCAAGCAUGUUACACCUCCUCUUUGAAAGGUUGGCUGGUUGGUGGGUGGAAACUGUUGGGACACCUUUGUUGCUUCUGUCUGGUUCUGAACAUCUUGCCUGAUGCCUGAAUUGUGUCUGCUGAACUCUGUGUCUGCUGCCUGCCCUGUACCAUUGCUUGCUUGAUUAAGGAUCUCUUUCCUACUUGCGCGUAAGAGCCUCUGUGUGCGUGGGUUGGACAUGAGGCCAGACAGUGUGAAGGGAAAGGACUGGAGCUUCUGCUCUGCAUGCCAAAGGUUCCAGGUCCAGUCCUUGGCAUUAGGAAAAACCCACAGCAUGCUAAAAUUUCACCGUGGGAAUUUUUAUCUGUGGCUGAGCAGCUUUGCUUCACUUUAAACUAUAUGGAUUUGGAUGUGGGGGAGACCUGGGUGCAUCCAGAGCCCAUGAUGCGACACCCCCAAAACACAAGCAAGCUCACUGUAAUGACAGUAGUCAUCCAGUGGUAGCUGGUGCCUAUGGGGCAGAAGGCAGAGAGACAAACAGUAGGUGGAGCCAGAGCCAAUGACAGGGCGAGCCACCCCAAUUGAUUGUAAGUAAGCUAGCUGGUAGGCGGGGAUUGGCGAAAGACCUUAUUUGUCCUAAAAGGCCAACUUCCACAGGCAGUCACGUCAGCCCUCUGUACUGUAGGAUCUGGCUUUGUAGUGGAGCUUGAUGCAGAGGUGCAGCUGUGCAAACUUUCAGCUCUGUGUCACCCAGUACAUCAUCCACCUGUGAUGCCACUUCAGGAACUUGGCUUUCCAGGGGCAUGCCUGGGCUUGGCAUCGCCCUUCUGCACAUGAAUUCCUCAUUCCUGCCCAACGAUGCUGGAAUCCGGACCGGCUUUGUGCAUUGCCAAUUGAACAGAAGAAAGAAAACAAAAAAACUAAAUUAGGUCACUUUGGGUUUGGUGCAAGUGAUGGUGUGUGCAGCAAUGAAUGGAGUCCACCCAGUGUGACUAGACACCGAGUACUUAACACUUCCCAUAAGCAAACCCCAAGUGCAGGCAGCACCCUCACAAGAAUCUAAGGAGAGCCUUAGCACUUUGCAGAUGUGUCCAUGUCUUUGCAGGCCUCUGCUUCCAGAUCUGACACUGCGCUCGGCCUUGCCCUCUUGAGCAGCCAUGUCAGGCAUCCUAUGAAUGAGGUUUGCCAGGCUUGCGCCACAUCUGCCCUGGGAGCUAGGGCUGUCAUCGAGGUUGGAGGGAGGCUCUUGCCUUUGCAUGCCAUGGCAGAGAACGCCUCUUGCUCAGCAAAACCUGUGCCAGCCAAAGCCUCUUGUGGGGCAGUGAGGAAUCGCCAGGGCUUCCUGGAUGUUCCUGUCAGAGCAAGCUCCACGGACUGGCUUAAUUGAAGUGACACACCUCAGCAGGGAAUGGUUUGUUUUCGCAGGGGAGGCAAGGAUUCCUUUGAGGUCAGGGGUGGCACCAGAGAGGUGGGUGCAGUUUUGGGAGGGCAGGAGGUGCCCUGUGGACAGAUGGGUACCCUCUGCCUCUCCCUAAGACACUAGGCGCUUCCAUAUGACAGCUUGUUGUGGACUCAAUGCUGCUCAUGCUUGCAGGUUUUUUCUCAACAAUCCACACAAUGUAAUUUCAGGAAGGGCUGUAAUACAGUGGUAGAGCACCUGUGCAUGCAAAAUGUCUCAGGUUCAAUCUCCAGCACCUCUAGGUAGGGUUAGGAAAGACCCCUGCCUCUAUUCCUGUAUCCCUGCUCAGUUCUGGAAUGGCUGUUUUAGUAACUGAGCCACCUCCAGAAAUCCCUCUCGCGUAUCUUUCUCUGAAUAUGCCUUCCACCUCUGUCUUCCCCCUGGCUUCUGCCUCUUGCGCAGACACACACGUUUGUUUUGUUCAGUCUUCAUGCAGAACUUUGGUCUUUCCAAGAUCCUCGUCUUAACUGAGGUCACUUGGAAAGUCAGACUUGAGUCCCCCGCAGCCGUUAUCCUGAGCAAACUGUAUCGGAGAGUAAACAAUGUUUGGGGAGCAUCUAAAGCUGGGAAGAUGACUCAGGAGUUUCGGAGAACAAAGUGCAGAGAGUCUAUCUGUUGCAACUGUUUUUUUAGGUAAACACACUAGCGAGACGUGAAACAAAUUGUUGCAGUGUGGGGUGCUUCUGUUAAGUGUGCCAGUCAGACGUGACCUUUUUUUGGAUACUAAGAAAGUAAAUCAGAAAACCUCCCCACCCCACUGGAGGGCUGUCUAGUCCAUGCACCAACAGUUGCAUUCUGUAACCUGCAUAAAUUAUGCAAAGUAGUGACCUUGAUUUGCCUAAUUCUGUUUGUGUUUGUCAAAGGAAACAGCUAAACAUUAAAGCCACCUCCCUCCCUAAUCCCUCUGAGGCUGCAUUAUGCAUUGUCUAAGUGUCCGCAUAUUUUCAAGUAAGAAGAGCCAGGCCGUUGGAUCAGCCCAGUGGCCCAUCCAGUAUCCUGUUCUCAUGGUGGCCAACCAGAUGCCUGUGGGAAACCCACAAACAAGAGCUGAGCAAAUACCCCAUACCCUUCCCCCUUGCCCACAAACAUUCUUUGGCUACUGAGCAUGCUCAGUUCUCUUUCAGCUGUUUUGGGGAUUCUCUUCGUUUAAAAAUACAAAUAGAUCUGCAAACAUUGGCGCUCUCUCGAACGUCCUGAUAGGCUCCUCUUGUAUGCGCGUGUUUCCUUUUUGACAACAUAGAAUCAAGACAGAGGCCCAGCUUUUUAAGACUAUGCUUCGGAGUAGAAGCAUUUAGAUUUGUUUUUAUUGCCUGUGUUUAUUAUUAGAUAACAUGGGCAGAUAACUUCCCUAACUGCAAAAAGUCUGGAGUGUUUUUUUUAAAGGUAGAUUUGUUGUGCUAGGGAGACAGAGUGCUUCAACUCAUAAAAUGCCCAAACCAGUAUGCACCAUAAUUCCUCCCAUAAAAUAGUGACUGGAGGCACUAUCAUGGUGCUUCUGGAUGGCCUGUUUCUUGAACGUUCAUCUUGAUUUGUUUGCUCAAAGCUUACAUGGGGGUUAAACUAUAUUUGAUUUCUAUUGAGCAUUUGUUCUGAUCUGUUUACGGGGCAGUUGUAUGAAAAUAAAAAUUCGUCCUGGGCCCCUUCAGACUGGUGGGGUUGUUUUUUUUGCAGGUGUAUUCCAUAACACAUCAUUGAUGCAAUAAUAGCGCAUUAGUGGUAGAUUUAUACAGGACUGCCAACGCAUCAUUCCACUUUAUUAGAUUAUCUGUGAUGCUUCCCCAAUGUUAGUGCAUUAUUGCUCUUGCGCUAUAGCACAACAAAAGUAGGACAAAAAACAAAGCAGAACUUUUGUGGUAUAAAAAAUUACAGGAUGCCAGCAGGAAGCUAUGGGGCAUGCAGUGAGCCCACCCCAAAACUUUAGUAGGCAUAAGUAGUGCUGGAAGCAAGGAUCGCAUAUAAUCACCAGGUUAACCAUGUGCAUUCAUCACGAUUUGUGCUCAAUAAAAAGGACCUUGGCAAAGCCCCUUGAUUCCUUUGCAGGGUGCUUACACACCUUACUGGUAAGAACAUAAGAUGAGCCUGCUGGAUCAGGCCAGGGGCCCAUCUAAUCCAGCAUCCUGUUCUCACAAUGGCCAACCAGAAGCCCGUGAGAAGCUUGCAAGCCGGACAUGAGGUCAACAAUUUUCUGCCUACUUGUGAUUCCUAGCGACUGGCAUUCAGUGGAGGGCAAAGCAUAGUCAUUAUGACUAGUAGCUAUGGAUAGCUUUGUCCUUCCCCACAUUUGUCCAAUCCUCUUUUAAAGCCAUCUAGGUUGGCAGUCAAUAGUGCUUCCUGAGGGAGAGAGUUCCACAGUUCAGCUAUACACAGCGUGGAAAAGUCAUUCACUCAUCUCACAGUGUUCCAUGUAUUUCCCUGUCACUUUCCAAACCACAGUCUGUUGUCCUAGCGCAAUUAAAUCCAGUUAAACAAAAAACCAUGCACACAGGGUGCUUUAAUACGCUUUAAUUGCUCGAUCCUAAUGUUCUGGUGUGUGUGCAAAUCUCUCCUGUAAUAUACUGACAGUCUGGAGGCACCCAUAGUGAAUCUCCUCAAUCAAUUUUUAAUUUGCCAUAGGCGAGUAACGUGUUUUCCAGUUUAGUUCAACAUCAUUUGCUUAUUUAUUUUAAAAUAUUUCCAAGGAGGAAACUCGGGCUUGGUGUGUGUUAAUUUUUUUUCUUUCAAAUUUACUAAUCCCCACCUCACCCCCUCUGCCAACAGGGAGAACUGCCUCUGAAUGCAAUCCAGGUGCAAUUUGAAGAAAACGAGAAAACAUCUUUCCUAAUAGAAGGUAUGCCACAAAUCACAAGCAUAGAAGUGAGAAGGGGAUUGUUUGAUUCAGGCGGAGGAAGUGGCAGAAAUUGUGGUGCCUUAGACCAUAAUUAGACCAAGUCAUUGAAGGGACACUUCUCUACAAGGAAGGAUUGGGGAGAAAGCAGCAUUCGAAAGAGAAUGGAGAAAUCAUAGGCUCCAUUCAGACUGUGGUUAAGGAAGCUUUAACUAUGGUUUGUUCUAAUGAAGUAGCAAUCCAGAGUCAGAAAUCAUCAAGGAGCCGCUGAUCUUGCUCAGCAUUAAAGCACAUACAUACAUAAAGCACACGUUACUUUGCAUGCAGAAGGCCCCACGUUUAAUCCCCAGCGCCAUCUCCUGUUAAAAGGAUCAAACAGCUGGUGAUGGGAAAGGUCCUGGAGGCUGAGAGGUACUGGAGAGCCAUUGCCAGUCAGACAGGACUGGGUUAAGUGGGUAAAUAAAGCAGAACUUCCCAACAGUGCUUUUUGAAAGGAGCUUGCAAACCAUGGUCUGGUGUGACAUCCCGAGCGAAUCACGUUCAAGGCAAUGUAAUUUAUAUUCCUUGUAGGCCGUUUAAUCAACUCCAUUCGGGUGAUUUGCCCCAGCUAUGACGAUUACCAAGAAUGGCUGUACUGCCUUAAGACAGCUCAGUUCCGUAAUGCUGAUUCCUCCCUUUCUGGAUCGGAGAGCUUCUCAGGACCAAAGCCACACCACCUGGCUCAGGUAAGGUUCCACAGACUCCCCGCUUGCUUAAAACAAAACAACCUAUGCAGAAUACUUAGGAGCUGGCUGUUUCCCCUUCCAUUUAUUGUGCACUAGCUACUGACCCGCCAAAGUGGGGGCAGAGAUGAUGUAGUUGUUCCAGUGGUUGUGUCGCUUUUGCAUCCUGCAAGUGUCAUACCAUUCCGUGGGAGUCUUUGAGAGCAAAAGUGGUCCCAGAUCUGUGUGGGUUUUAUUUCUUCAUCAUGCCAAUGUGUGACAGAAUGGGCAUAUGGGUGGCCGCUGUGAGAACAGGAUGCUAGAUGGGCCACACUGACCUGAUCCAACAGGGUUCUUCUUACAUUAUUAAUUGUGAGAACUGUCUUUCACGUUUAUUGUGUACCAUUCCUGUUGCACUUUUCAGUUCGUUAAUUGCACUUUCCCUUAACAACAGCCCUGAGAGGUAGAUUGUGCCAGAUAAAUCCAUAACUGGGUAGGAUUUGAACCUGGGUUUUUGUUGCCAGUAGCCAGCACUCUGUCCUUCUGUAUCACAUUGGCCCAAAGAAAGUCAGCUGUAACUUUGCAAUGUUUAAUAACCGAGAACCCUAUCCUCCUCUUCCUUGUUUGUUGCUUCAGUUCUCAGGAAGCGGGAGAGGCUCACUCACGUCUGAUGGCCGAACAAACUCCUGGGCAUCAGGAGGGAAGGGGGCAACAUCCACACACCACUCCCAGAACAGCGCGGGCUCCCUUUCCGAGAGGCAGUCGUUUGGUGUGAUGCCAGAAUGCCGACUAGCUGAUGACUCCCAGGCUCAACCAGUCCGGGUAGGUAAAAAUUUUGGAAAUUAGGUGCCCAGAUAAGCUGCAACAUGAAGUGGUUUUCAUGCCACCUCCUUUAUGAGCAGGAUCCUUGAUGUUCAGGAUCCUGGUUGAAUCCUGACCACCAGGGUUUGUAUAUAUUCUGUGACAGGGGGCAGGAUCUCUAACAUAGUAAUCCUAAUUCUGCAUCAAGAAACAUUAAAUUCUGAGAAUUCAAUAAAUUAAACAAAUUUGCACGGCUUUCUCUUUUGUUCUGGUUUUUGCUUGGGAGAGUUUGCUGUACCCUUUUUGGAGUCUGCUAACAAGAUUUUUGUUUAGGCAAGCCUCUCCAGACAUGCAGAAUAUUGACAUGGAUUUUAAUCGGGCUUUUAGCUUGUUGCUGAUUUUAAUAACUUUUUUUAAAUGUUGGUUGCUUUUAACUAUUUUACUGAUCAUUUCAUUGUUGCAUUAUUGUUGUAAACCACUUGGGGUUUUUUACAAUUAAGCGGUGUAUAAAUCUUUUAAAAUAAAAAAACAGGCCAGCAUAAAUUUAAUGAAUAAAUGUUUAAUAAAACUAAACUAAAUGACACAGUGAGAGCCAGGACCGAAGAGGAAGUUACAACAAGGAGAUAUAACUAGGAGACAGGACAGAAGAACGUAAUCCAUCAUCAUCAUGUUGGAGGAAAAUGUACAUAACUGGAGCUUGGUUCUCAGAUAACCAAAUCACAUGAUUUCUCCUUUUCUUCUCAGUGUCCAGGAAAGCCAGUCUCGACAAGCACAGGGAUGCCAAAAGCUGAGCUGAAAAGGAAAGGAAGCUCUCGAAAAUCCAAAGGGAAAUGUGGGCCACUGGCCCAGCAACCACAACCCCACAUCCAGGAUGGGGAAAGGAACCAUUUCCAGCUCAUCCCAGAGCAUCCCAGUGGAGAAGUCCUUUCUCCAGUGUACAAUGAGCCAUACUCCGCCGUGGUGCAGCAACACCACCAUCCUGCUCUUCCCCCGUUGCAUCUGGAUGUGAACAAUGUAAGCGACCAGGAGAAGGGACCGAUGUUCGAACUUCCUCCAUGAUGGCUAUGCUCUGCCUCCACAGUCAGAGGCAGCAAUGCUUCUGAAUGCCAGUUGCUGGAAACCACAACAGGGGAGAGUCCCCUUGUGCUUGGGUUCUCUUGAGGCUUCCCCACAGGCAUCUGGGUGGACAAGAUGGGCCAUUGGCCUGAUCCAGCAGGCUCUUACUUUGGUAGCAAGGAAUUGCAACUCAGAGGCAGGACAUGUGCCAAGGUCCAGGCAGGGCUGGGAAAGAUGUCUGCCUGAAAACCUGGGGAACUGCUGCUAGUAUAAAUCAGAGGUUGGGAAGUUCAUUUUUAAAAAGGAACUAAGUCUAGUUCAAGGGAGGCUCAGAGGUGCGAUAAGGGAGAGGGCUUUACAGUUGUGGCUGUCUGUGGAAUGCUGUCCCCAGUGAGGUCCACCUGAUGCCUUCAUUGACAUCUUCUCAGCGCCAGGGAAAGACAUAACUUUUUGCCCCAGGCCUUUGAUAAACUAUGAUGAUGUUGUUUUGUUAGUGGUGUGCUUCCAACACUUCCUUUCUCUGUUACGAGGGUUGUUUUGUUCUGUUGUUAUGGCGUGAUACAUUUAUAUUUAUGUUUAAAAUGCAUUGUAAGUCACUUGGAGACUUUCAGGUGACAAGUGACUCGUAAGUCUAAUUCAACUCUCAGGCCUGAGGUUCUCCCCUUCUAGUACCAGUAGUAAUUUUAUACAGCUUCUUCCUGUGUUCCAGUGCUUACAUCGUAAUUCCCUGCAUGCACUGCAUUGCAUAUGAUUUUGCAGGUGCACUAACCUUUCCCUGGAACCAAUUUCUGCUCAAGUAGUGAGGCAUCACAUUCAUUAACCUUCUUUUCUCUUCCUGUAGCUGCCACCGUGGAACUUGCGAAGAGGAACUUGCCCAGCUCCCACUAACCUGGAGAACGUGCCUCUGCCUUCCUCCCCUAUGUACGCUGACCCUUAUACACCAAAUUCCCCUUCUUCGCACAGAGAAGGAGACCCCAACUUCCUUGAAAAGGUAUUGUGCACGUUAAGUUGACAGUAGAUCCCUUGAAAAGGUGCCCCAAAGUUUAACAAAGGAACCCCCAAAUUGUGUGCUGUGAGGGGAAAGCCACCAGUGUGACAUAACUUGAAAUAAGUACAAGCUCCUUUGAGCUUAAAUAAGUAUUUAUCCGUAGAAGAGCCAUCCCCUCACUUUUCUGCGUUAGUAACUUUUCUCGAAGUUCUGUUGGUAGAGGAAUUCCACCUGCAUCUGGAGGGCCACAGGUUUCCCACCAGUUCCUUAAACAAAGCUUCAUGAGAGGUAGAGUCAGACAGAAUCUCCUUGGAAUAACCAGCUAAAUAUAGCCAUGUUUCCUUUUCCUUUGAAGUUCAUGAAACACCAUGGAAAGAGCUCCUUGGAGCAGCAGAAUGGCUACCCAGCCAUACCUGUGUCUGUCCCUGUCUCCCAAAAUCCUCUGGUGCAGAAGAAGAACUCCCAACCUCUGCCUGACAACCAUUGGCAAGAGCAAACGCCUCAAAAGAGAUGCAACAUGCCUGAGUCCAUUUUUAAUUUCUCAGUGAUGCCUUCUCCAGACACUGAUUGUUUGACCUCAGUGAGUACAGUCUAAAGGGGAGUACUCCUUAGUGCAGGUGUGGGGAAUCUGUGGCCUUCCAGAUGUUGCUGAACCACAAUGCCCAACUCCCAUCACCCUUGGUUUUUGGCUAUGAUUGCUGGGGCUGAUGGGAGUUGUAGUUCAGCAACAUCUGGAGGGCCAGAGAUUCCUACACACCUCCUUUAGUGUGUUUGGGUUUUGCUAACUCCUGGGUUACAGGUUAUUAAGAUUUAUUUUCUCUCUGGACUCCAUCUGCGUUAUUUAAGUGACAUUGCUAACACCAACUUUAUGUUUCUCCUCUCUUCUCCCUCCACCAUUCAGAGCACCUUAUCACGGGAUGAAUUUCUGACAACUUCCUUGCUGCAUUCAGGUGAGUCCCAGGUUUCUUGGGCUGUCUCACAAUACAAUCCCAGCUCCAAGUACUCUAAAAAAAAGAAUACAUUGGGGUGGGGAACUUUUUUUCCUCCCGAGGAGCGCAUUCCCACCUGGGCAACCAUGUGAGAGCCACAUGCCAGUGAUGGGUGGGACAGAAGGAGCAAGGGAACAGAGAACGAACGAGCCAUAUGGUUUCUACGCAUAAGAGGCAAUUUGUGGAGCUCAAGGUAACAUUCAGGCCAGACAAAAGCACAUAGGGUGUGAAGCAAGGCCAAGAAGAGGUGUGGCUUAUGGCAAGGGGGUGUGGCUCAAGGUUGAGUGUCAUGGGGAGUGUUCCGAUGGCCAGACACAAGGCUCAUCCACACUUCCAUUUGCCUGAUGCUUUCCCCCAAGAAAACCUGUGGCUUAGCGCUAAAUCAGAACAAACCACAAGCAGGUUUUCCAAGUUUGCCAGUUGUUCCGCUUUAAUGCUAAACAGUGGGUUUUAUGGGAGAAAGCAGUGGGGCAAAGGCAAAACCGCUUGGACCUGUGCCAAGAAAACACAGGAUAAGUGGAAAAUCACUCAAACAACCUGUGCUUUUUAGUCAAGGGACAAGCAGAAGUGUGGCUGAAUCCAGAGUGGCUAUUUACGCCCCUGCUUAAAACUCACCUAUUUACACGCAGGUUUUACCUAAAGGGUGAUCUCUGCUAUAUUUAAUGUAUUAAGCUGAUCUACUGAUUUAUUUAUUUUUUUACUAUAUUUUGUUUUAUGAAUGUAAUCUUACUGUGGAUCUUGCUGUGACUUUCUCGUGGUGAUGGUGGCGUAGAAAUCCUUGCAAAUAAACAAAACAACAUAGUUUAGUUGGGUUUUAGAAAAAGGGCCACGCACCAGUCAGUCCUAAAAAGAUUCCACAGAGUAGAAAGGUUUCCAGAGCAUGUCUAAAAAGGAGGAGGCAGCUUGGUGCAUCUCUCGGGAGGGAAUUCCACAAUUGUGGGAUCUGUAUCUGUCAGUCAAACAAACAUUUGCUAAUGUCAGGCCAGAGGACAAGGUUUCCGAUUCCCAGCUUGGGCCUCAAAUAGGUGCAUUUGCAUGCAGGUUUAACUGUGGGUUAAACCACAGAGCCUAGGGCUUGCUGUUCAGAAGGUUGGAGGUUCGAAUCCCCGCAACGGGGUGAGUGCCCGUUGUUCGGUCCCAGCUCCUGCCAACCUAGCAGUUCGAAAGCACGUCAAAGUGCAAGUAGAUAAAUAGGUACCGCUCCGGUGGGAAGGUAAACGGCGUUUCCGUGCGCUGCUCUGGUAGUCAUGCUGGCCACAUGACCUGGAAGCUGUAAACAGGCUCCCUUGGCCAGUAAAGCGAGAUGAGCGCUGUAACCCCAGAGUCGUCCGCGACUGGACCUAAUGGUCAGGAGUCCCUUCACCUUUACUUUACUCCUUAAUAGGCAGCUCCCCGUGUUUAUGUCUAGAUAUUAUGUCUAAUUCCUGUGCCUCAAUUUAUCCACUCCCUCUGUAGAUGAAAGCCUCAGAACGUACGACCUGCCCGGCAGCGGACGAGAGCGCCUUGACUCUGCCUACCACGAUUAUGCCGAGCUCCAGAGUUUCCACAGCGACUUCAGUUACGACAACAUAUGGGAGACCGAGGCGAAGGGCUCGGGUUUCCGACGGACGGUGCCAGUCUCUGACAACGAGAUCUACCAUUGCUGAAAGGGGGGAGGAGAGGACUUGAGACCUACCACUGCUUAAAAGGGGGUGGGGGUGAUAUGAAGCACUGAGGGCAGCAACAAAGAGCUUCAGAAAGAAACAUGGCUGCCUGCCUCUCCUCUGCUCCUCUUGCUUUUGUUGCUGGGGCAGUAUAAGGAUUGGAAAAUUGAGCUCAAGGCUAACCGGGCUCCUCUUUUUUUUAAAAAAAAGAAACAAAAUGCUCCUCUGGAAGUAAGAAGUUUUUGUAUCCUAGAGAAGGCAGUGGCCCUUCCUGUUACUUGUAGGCACACUUUUAUGCUUUGAUUUGUUCCUUCACUUCCUGUUGUGGUGCUAUGAGAAACAGGUCUGGAAAAGGAGCCUGGGCUUUCAGUGAGAGCAUUCCACCCCCCCAUCCAAUCCACUGUGCCUGCAUUUGUGGACUUGCAGUUGGGACACUGGACUCUUGAUAAUGGCUAUGAAGAAAAGAAUAAUAAUAAUAAAAAACAUCAGCCCUGCACUCCUCAUUGUUGCAGCUGGUGGAGACCGAAGCCCACAUUUUUGCAUCUGACCAACGAAUCUUGCCAUUUUAUGCAAGAAGAGGAAGAAGAAAAGUCACUUGCUAGCUACGACAAUUUUUUGGAGGGGGAGGGGGAUGUGGCAAGAGAAGUAUUAUGAAAACAAGGGAAAUGCUUAGUCUAAAAUGAAGGUGUGCUGAUGGGUAUAUAUAAUUGAAAAUGUUAAACUGCAACACCGGCAGAUGUGUGCAUCAGGGAAUGGUACUGACAGCCACUUCCUAUCCUCCUGAUGCUUUAGUGCUUACCAGGGAAACCCAGACCUCUGCCUUUUUGGAAUAGCAUGUUCCACAAUAAGCAAGGAGGCUGUGCCUCCCUUGAUCAUGUGCAGAAUGUGAUUCAUUCGCAACGGCCACCUGGGAAAGAAGAGGCAGAGCUAGUUCUUGCCUGCCUAAGACCCAUGUGGGUGGAAGACGCCCAUCCAAUGCCCAGGUGAAUAUGCCCUGUUCAAAUGUUACACAGUUCACUGCUGGGUGUUGCACCUCCUGUGUGCCUGCAGCUUACAACGUUGUGCCAGGACCUCUUGGUUUUUGCAGCACUGCAAGUGAGCAAAUUUCAGAAUAAAAGGUGGUGGUCAUGUCUGGGCCACCAGUGCCAACACUGAGGCAGAUAGUCACAGUGGUCAUGCAGGGAGAGGAACUGAGAAGGCGGGUGCUCUGGUACUCAGUUGAGAGGUUUGCUGGGCCUGGCGUGGCCCCCUGGAGCCUCGGGGAGGAACCGUGUGUUGAGCAGCGAUGGGGGACCACUCUGGCCUUCCUGGUGAUGUUGAGAUCACUGGGAGUUCUGUUUGCCCAACAGCAUUUGGACAGUCCAAGCAGUUCCCCAUCCUUGCUUUAGAAAAGAGUGCUUUUGCAUCCAAAGGAGCUGGUGUGGGCUUGCAUUUAUCAUUCAUCCCAGGCUCCAGUACCAACUUGGUGGGACAGACAAGCUCUGCAAGGCCACAAAUCUUCGGGUUCCAAAUUCUGAAACCCACAGCAGGGACCUGCAACCAAUUAGGUCAAGUCUGCUUAUAUUAUUAUUUAUUAUAAAUUGCAUUUAUACCCCACUGUUCCUUCAGGGAGUUCAAGGCAUGCCAUGCCUAGCCCCUCCUUUCAUUGUCCUAGCAAUCCUGAGUUUCAGUGGCCUUUGUGACUGAGUGAGGAUUUGAUCCUGGAGCUCCCAGACUUUGAUCCAGCACUCUUAACAAUUAAAACCUCACUGGAUGAUUUAUUAUGUUGUGGUGGUACCACAUCAGGAAAGGGCCUGGUGUGUCUUCUUUACUUGAACUUUUUAUAUAAAUAAAUAAAAAUAAAUAUUACUUUAAACAGACGGCAACCAGCGAAGUUUACAUGUAGUUUUUGUUUGUUUGAUGUUUUAUUUAAUAUGUAAACACGGGUGCCUUGGGGCAGUGGGAGAGGAAGAAAUGCUAUUCAAUUGUGUGAUUGUUGACAAAACUCUGUGGAGUGCUCCUGGAACUGCCUUGCAUCUUUCCAGCUGGUCCAGAGUUACACCAACUUGGGGAUGCUUGUUUCUGUACAGUAUUUGAAACCACAGGUCUUCUUUUUUUUUGUUUUUUUAAAGAAGGGGUAGCUUUAGACCCAGUGAGAGUAGGUUUUUUUCAAAAAAAAUAAUAUUAUUUUUACAAAGCAGAAGUAGGAGCACAUAAAAAUACGGUGGGUGUCAAAACAUUCAGGGCUCAGACCACAGCUGCAUUAGACCCAUUUUCAAAGAUUUUGCGGAGAGGUUGCGUUUGUGUGUUUGUAUAUGUGUGUGCGUGUGUGUAUAAGGAGGGGCGAGGUAUUGUAGCAAAGUUGCAAACGUAAUGGAUUUUACAUGCUGUACAGUUCUCUUGACACUUUCUUGGAAGACCAUACUGCUAAUAAAGUUAAUAUAUGUAACAGUU